Podarcis lilfordi (Lilford's wall lizard) is the source of this 47554-nucleotide messenger RNA. NCBI's taxonomy places the organism in Eukaryota, Metazoa, Chordata, Lepidosauria, Squamata, Lacertidae. The record is from the annotation of a GenBank genome assembly.
UCCAGGCCCCGCGGCGAUGGCCGACGCUGCGCGUUACAGCGCUCUUUGCAGGGCAGGGUUGAGGCUAGAGUACCUGUAUGCAAACUCGUAAGUGGAGCGACCUUUGCUUUUCCAGUUUCGUUUUAUGCAGGCCAAAUGCAUUAGCUGUUGGCUUCACCAAGGCAUGGGCAGGAGGGGGGCGGGCAGCUGCAAAGGAAUUUUGCAUUUCCUAUAGCGGGACAAGCUUCUAAAAAAUAGGUCCAAAUUUGGAGGGGUUUGCUUUUUUGAAAACCAAAAAGGAAGAGUGAAAAAACUCUCUAAAAGGGUAGAGGAGAUCAUUUGGAAAGGCCUCCGCCUUUCCCAGGUGGGAUGCGUGUUCCAAAUGGCAGGAAUGACAUGUAUUUUUUGGCAUUAAAACUUGUUCCAUUGUGAAAUGAGGGCUGGGUCAAGGAAAAGUAAAAGGAAAGCACACUUAAAAAUAAUAAUGAGGCAACGCCAACUUGAUGCUCCAAAAAUGAAAAGCAUAGGUGGCGUACUGUGCCCUGGAGACUUUGGCUAAAUUCAGUCUUUGUUUUAUAAAUGCUCUGUGCAAAGCAUUUUGAGCACUUAGAAGAACAGGGAAGAGAGUUGUCUUCUUCAUGAGCAAGAAUCACCUUACUAUCUUACCCCUCUGUUUUAUUACAGCCAGUGCUUUUUUUCUGGGGGGGACGCAUACCCCUAAACAUUUUGUGAAUCUAAGUUUGGCCUCAUUGAGGGGCAGCAUUUCAAUAUGAGUAGGAAAAUGAGAGUACCCCUACACAUUUUUUUUAAAGAAAAAAAACAACAACCAGUGAUUACUGUACAUCUAAAUGUUCUGGAAACAGCAUAUCAAGUCAGAGCACUAGUCUACCUAGCUCAGCAUUUAACACAUUGCCCGGCAGCACCUGUGUAGGAUUUGGUGGCAUCUCUCCCAACUCUACCUGCAGACACAUGGGAUUGAACCGGCAGACCUUAUGCAUGCAAGGCAAAUGCUCUACCACUGAGCUACCCUCCUUCCCCUGAGAAGGGGACAAGUCUUGUGCAUCCCAGCCAAGUUUUUAAAAGACAUUUGAGCCACUAAGGGGGCUCUCUGGAGCUCUGUGUGUGUGUCUGCUUGGAGCUACCUUGCCACCAGGCUCGCUGUGUUUCAAGAGGACCAUGUGAGAGCUCUUAGGAAGAGGGGAAGGUGCAACUGGGUGAAGCAUGCAGCCAAAUCCUAGGCCAGAGGUUGGGCAACCUGUGGCCACCCAGAUGUUAGGCCGAAGCUCCCAUGAGCCUCAGCCAGCCCACCCAGUUGUCAGGAGUUAUGAGCGUUGUCGUCUCACAACUUCCAGAGCGCAGUCCCUUUCCCUAGGCUUUUACUGAGAAGAAAAGCCAUCCUGAGCCCCACUUUUGCUUCCAAGUAAAUGGGCACAGCCAGCUGGUCUGACUCUGAAACAGGCUCAUUAGGGAGCAGAAUCCCCUGAUUUGCUCCAAGAGCGUAUGAAGAAGUGAAGCAGAAGAAUUGUGCAAAGGGUCCCCACAAUAAAGGCAACAUGGAGGGUAAGGAUCCUGGAAAGGCCCGGCAGUAACUUCUACGCCCUGUUUCACCUUGUCCAAAGUCCCAGUGGCUGCACAUCCUCCUUUAGAACAAAAUUGCAGCCCAGUCCUCAUAAAUAAAUUGCAGUUGAGUAUAUCAGUGGAGGUUUCACGCACGUAAGCAUGUACAGGGUCCCACAGGCCAUGUGUGCACCAUAUUGUACCUUUAAAGCACAUUCUAAAGCACAUUAUUUCCUCCAAAGAAUUCUGGGCACUGUGGUUCUUUAAAUGUUGCUGGGAAUUGCAACUCGGUGACGGGUAAGCUGCUUGUGCCUCCCCGAAUAUGAAUUCCCCUUGUUGAAAAUGGUAGUUUCCAAACUCCCAAGGCAACGUCCUUUCCCUCUUCCCAGCCCUCUUUGUCCAGUAGAGGUGAGCUCAUAAUAGGAGUCACCGGUCCAAAGAUUUUGUCAGGUGUAGCAGGCUGCAGUCCUAUACACAUGACCAAACAUUCUUGGGAGCAAGUCCUGUUGAAUUCAGGGGGAAUUUGUUCUGAAUAGACCCCUAUAGAAUUGCACCGUUAACAUACUAGAGCAAGGAAAACAAAGGCAGUGUGUACACAUUACCGUUUAUUCUGGUUCCAGCACAGUCCCAUAGUGGCGGACACAUGACAUCUGCCAUAGUCCAUAUCUAUCUUCUAGUUCUUUGAGAAAUGCUGCUGUUUGGGGCGUUUCCCCUCAAACCAGCUUCUGUCUGAUUUGAAAACGUAAGUCUUGUGCACUUCACAGCUAACAUGAGGUGUGGACAUUUGAGGCAGCUGUUGCACAUGCACACAUGACAGCUUCGUUAAUAGGAGUUCAGGGGAGUUACACACAUGGGGAAAUGGAAUGGAACAUACAUCAGGUGAUGGCAUCCUUGUCUUCUCUGUGGUGUGUUCAGCCAAUGUGCAAGGAACACAGUUGGGGGGGAACCUCACUGUGUUGUAAGCCACUGGUGUAUACAUAGCCAAAGACCCUGUCUUGCAGCACCUUAAAGAUCAACACAUUUAUUGCACUGAAGUUCUGUGUCUUUAUUUAUUACAUUACAAGAUGACUCAUAAAAUAAAUUCCCUCUGCUGUAGCUUCUGCUAUAAAUAAAUACGUUAGUUUUUAUGGGGCCAUGUGGCUCUUUGUUCUUGUUCAAUAUAUACAGCACCCAUGCAUGGAAAGACUAAGGAUGGAUUUAUUUUCCCACAGCAAAGAGCAGUUCCCACCAAGCAGAAUAAAAAAAAUCCCACACGCGGUCAUUUCAGAACCAAUUAAAAUCGAAUCUGAUGUUACACGUUGGUGCCCCUGAAGAGGUACAACAGCAUCCCACAAAUAUCUCCUGUGAUAUGAGGUUCAUAACCAUUAUUUAUUGAUUAUCCCAAUCGAGGCAAGCCAAGUUCACGGUGCUGACAUGUGUUUUAUAUAUAGAUUAAAGUGUUCGGGCAGGGCUGGCUUAAGAAAAUGUCACCCUGAGCAAGGCUUCUGCCUAUCAGUAGCAUUUAUAUGCAGGUCGUCAUAAUGUUGGGGGGGGGGUGGGGGGAAUGGCCUUGGCUGUUUUACAGCUCCCAGUGCAGUAACUACAUGUUAUUAUUUCCUGUUUAUAUCUUCAGCCUUUUUCAUGGGCCACAAAGUUACAUUUAGAGGCUUCUGUUAAUCAAAUUUGUUUUCAAUGGUUUAAUUUGUUCAAAAUAAUUUUGAUGCAGUUCGGUAACUAUGUAGCAGUUUUUGUCAAUAUAUUGUGGUUGGGGUGGAAGGCCCAGUCCACAACAUGCAGUGUGCUGGGCCCAGAAAAGCUUGUUGCACCCAUAGCUCAGACUAAGCUGUGGCAGCAAGAGCCAAAUUUCCCCCUCCCCACUGAAACCUGGCCUAAAUGUUCAUCUUUACAUGGAAAUUAGUACUGCAAAUGCUAACAUGCCACACCGGGUCCUAAGUCUCUGUCUUUCUUUUGGAAAGGGCCCUAUAGCUCAGUGGCAGGACACAUGCUUUGCAUGCAGAAGUCCCAGAUGCAAUCCCUGGCAUCUCCUGGUAGGGCUGGGAAUGUCUCCAGGAUGAAACUUUGGAGAGUCACUGUCAAUCAGUAUAGACAAUACAGAACUAGAUGCAUCACUGAUCCAAUACAUUACAAGGCAGCUUCCAGUGUUUCUGUGUUCUUUCUGCCUCCUUGAAACUUGUGGAAAAGGGGAGUUAUUUGCACAACUUCGGUUGCAGGCCAAAUUUGUAAUGGCCUGCCAUUUGAAUUCAAUUAUUUCCUUGUCGCUUGUGUGCAGACAUUUGUUUUGGUGACUCCAGACACAACCACAGAGUUGAUUUCCGCCCAGCUAUUUCUGCAGCUCUAUUCAGGCGUUAUGACGUUCACUGUCUGGGAGGUGUUUCGCUUCCCAGUUUCACUCCCACCACAGACUUCCUAUAUUGAGCAGGGCAGGAAGGUCAGAAGGAGAAUUGUGAGCACAUUCAGCUGAAUACACUUACAAACAUUGGGAGCACUGUGGAGUCAGGUUUCCCAAACAAGAGGAAGCUGUGGCAUGCAGUCUGCGAUGGUCCAGAGAGCGAGGCCUGCUUGGCAGUGUGUAAAACCUGGGCAAAUCUGUAUGGGAAACAAGAGCCCCUUCAUGAAACUGACAAAAUGAUAUGCAGUCUGGAGAGUUUAUGCUACAACAAACCUGUUACAUUGCAGUCACUCGUUGUCAAAAUAUAAUAUAUAGAUAUAUCUGGCAGUAACACUCUCGCAGCACAAUCCUGUCUGUACUUUUUAUCUGGGGGGUCAGUCUUACUGAAUUAAGUGGCAUUUAUCUCUUGAGUAAAGAUUGGAUUAAGACUCAAGUCACACUUGCUUGAAUGUGAAGUCCUAUCAAACCUCUGAGUAAAUAUCCAUAGGACUGGGCUGCGUAAGGACUGCAAUCUCCUGUUAUCGUGCGACCCGCUCAGGGAGAAGAAUUGCUGUUACCUUUUGCAUGCGCACCUUCCAGUUGUAUUUCAAGUGUCAAGGUAGAAGGAACCCCCAUUCAAGCAUUCUCUCCCCUGCCCUCAGUUUGACAUUUCCACGUUUUGAAGAGGAGGUGCUUUGUUCUCCUGCAUGCCAAAUAACGCUUAAGUGUUCGAUUUGUUGCUGUUCCAGGUUCUCUCUUCUAAAACUCCCUUAAUGCUUCUUUCUAGCACAACACACGACUUUUUAUUUGGAGCCAUCGCUGAACUGAUUGACAAUUCCCGGUAAAUACUACUUUUAGGAACUAAAUUUUAUGCUGCUUACUGUACUUGGGGCUUGAGAGAGUGUGUCAUGCUAGGCUGUGGAAAUAGAUGUGUUUUGUUCUGUUCUACUUGGCGCAAGAAGGCAGCUGUCAGAUUUUAAAUCUUUCUCAAAUGUAGGAAAUGGCUUUGGAAUACUCCUUCCUUAUUCAGUGUUGUAUCCGAAAGCUUAUUUCUCCUGCCGCACAAGUCUUUUCUUUGGAUUUGGGCUUAUCCACAGAAUUGAACAACAUUAUCCUCUGUGGCCGGGAUGGCCAACUACUGUUGCUUCUAGAUGGGCUUAAAAUCACAGGGGAGGUCAUAACAAAUGUGUAAUUGGUAACAGGUGGUUCCUUUUAUCAGAGGGCACUUCCAGGUGACCUGUUUAUGUAGCUUUCUUCCUAAUUGGUUUGUGGGGAGGUUAGAUGACAUUGACUGAAGCACGUGUUAUUCCACACUGCCCAGUGCAUUUUCCACAUCAUUUGCCCAGUGCAAAAUUUCUGGAAUUUUUUUGGGGAAGAGAGUUUGUUGCACAAGAUGUCCCAAUCAACUGCAGUAGUGCAACUUGAACUUCCUAUUGUGUGAUUGAAUCCCACCCCAAAAUAGCAAUAGUCUGGAUAGCAUCCUGAUUUUCCUUGGAAAGAGUAAAUUUGGAUUAAAUACUUUUCUGACUUUUUGGUCGGAAGACGUUCUGUGGACACUGCAAAAAAAAAAAAAAGUGCAUGUAUGAACAACAUUGAUCCUGUGGGGAACACUCAUCUGGAAGCACUUCAGCCUGGGAAGCUGGAGUCUUAUUGGCCAAGGUGCUCACAGGGACAAGACUUCUGGAAUUGUGGCAUCAUUGCACUCCCUCCAAGCAGCUUUACCAGGAAGCUUAGUCCCCUAGCAGAUUGAGUCUUGAGCAUGGGUAGGCAAACUAAGGCCCAGGGGCCGGAUCCGGCCCAAUUGCCUUCUAAAUCCGGCCCACGGACGGUCCGGGAAUCAGUGUGCUUUUACAUGAGUAGAAUGUGUCCUUUAAAAUGCAUCUCUGGGUUAUUUGUGGGGCAUAGGAAUUCAUUUUUAUUUUUAUUUUCAAAAUAUAGUCUGGCCCCCCACAAGGUCUGAGGGACAGUGGACUGGCCCCCUGCUAAAAAAGUUUGUUGACCCCUGGUCUUGAGGCUUGGUUAAAGUAUUUGUUUCUUCCACCCUCUGAAAGUGGUUGGUUAUUUCAAAUCAAUUUGUGAAAUUCACCUUCUACUGCUUCCUCUCUGGGUUUGUUGCCUCCCUUGGGAUUUCAAGCCCAGACAAUCCUGUUAUUGGAUCACAGUUAGUAUCUUCUCACUGGUAGUCUGGGAUGGUAUAUUGAUAAUUUCAGGAUGACUUGCAUUCUACUGCUUUAACGCUUUCGUUUGGAUCAGCUUCAUAUUUUACAACUUCAUUCGAGACUGUUAGCUUUGCACAAUAUUCCUUCAGAAGUCUGAUGUAUAAAAAAAAUUAAGUUAUGUCCACUGAUUUAGUUAAAUUUAUUUAUAUUCCCUUUUUCCUACAUAGAUACUGCAUUGAAGUGAGUUGCUAUUGCAUUAUAUUUUUUUAUUUGAUUUUAUAUCUAUACUGUCUUUCCUCCCCAUUGAGAGCCCAAGGUGGCAUACAAUAUAAUUAAAACCACUGGUGCAGAAUAUGUACAGUAGCAUUCAAGUGAUUUCAUAUGAUUUAAGUAAGUGCAGUUUUGAUCAGAGUGUUUUUGUGUUUCCAGCUAGCAUAGACACUGUUCAGUAACAGUGAAUUUGCUUUACGAGCAUCUACUUGUGCUAAUGUUUUCAUUUAAAACCUUUUUAACAAUAUUUAAACAAUAUUUCCAGAGAUGCGGAUGCCACCAGACUUGACAUAUAUACAGGUAAGUUGUCUAAAUGGGGGUCCUGUUUCUGAAUGCUUUAGUUUGAUCACAUUAUCUGUUUUGUUGAGAAGAAAUUGCUUCAUAAGAUGGUGAGGAUAUAUUUAUUUAAACGCUGCUUUUCCAUGACAGGGACCCAGGGUGGGUUACAGAUAGAAAAAAGAAUGGCUGAAAACAUAGGGGGGAAACCCAGUUAUGUAAAAACAAUUAAACAUUGAUAGAAUACACAUAAAAAUCUAUUAAAACCAUUCAAAUAAUUACAAUAUAAACAGCAUAGCAUUAAAAUUUGCACAUUUGCUUCUGUGCCAAAAUGUACUAUUUGGCAGAUUCUACAUGUCUCUGACAUGAAUAUAAUUUUGACCUUUUGGCAUGAUUUUCCUGCUGAAAAAUAUAUGGGGGGGGGGAUCUCAAACAUUUUUGUCUUGUACGACAGUUAACCAGUUGACAUAGUUAAAGGCCUAGUAGCGCCCAUAUAACUCUGUAAAGGAAACCCCUUUAAAAGAAAUAAAUUGUGACUCUGGCCUAAUUCCAUACAUGCUAAUUAAUACGAAUCCUCCCAUGGCCAUUGGCUUCGCUAAUUGACAUCAUGGUCUGCUGUCCGUUAGCUCUAUCUGAGGAAGUCCUUUUGCAGCCUGAUCCCUUUGCAGCAAGUUAACUCGGAAAUUUAUCCUAGUUAGUUUAAUGGGACUCGCUGCUUAGUAACCAGGCGUGCCCAGGAUUACAAUUAUGCACUGCAAUCUUGAGGACACUAAAAGCAGUCUCUGUUCAGUUCGUUCGAAAUGCCUUCCGAAGAAAUCUACGGGAGAGCAGUCUGCUAAACUUGGUCCGUUUGUUUAGGGGCCUUGAAAUGACACCGCCAGCAGAUGCGCUGCUUGCAAACUUAGACCAAAAGGUGGGGGAGAUGUUUGUACUUUAAGAACAAAAGAAUAAUAUGCUGGAUCAGGCCAAUGGCUCAGCAUCCUGUUCUCAUGGUGGCCGACUUGUGGGAACUGGACUUGAGCUCAACAGCACUCUUCCUCUCCUGCAGUUUCCUCAGCUGAUAUUCAGAGGCACAAUCCCUCUGACAGGUGGAACAGCCAUCAUGGCUGGUAGUUGCUGAUGGCCUUGUCCUCUAAUCCUCUUUUAAAGCCAACAAAUAUCCUUUCGACUGAGAAGGUGAAGCAACGGUUGACCAACUUAGCGGGACUGGCAACGAAGUGUUGCAAUGAAGAAUGCCCCCUGUUCAAAGUUCCAGCCAGCUGGCCAUGCUCCCUUCCAAGGAAAUCAUACAAUUCUCCUCCCCACCCCCACUUUUUAACCACCUCUUCCCAUCAACAGUGACUAUUCCGUGCCCACGGAGGACUUUCGGUCCUCAUUGGGCAACAGUUUGUUUAUUUUCUUCCCAUUACGGGAAUUUUCUUUUUUGACCUAAUGGUUGUUUGUUCUUCUACAAACCUUCUUACCAAUGUAUGGUUUCCAAAUAUUUAUUAAGAGCUGUUUCCUUUCUUUCCAUACUUUGUUUUGCAGUGAAUAAUGAGGACCUGCAAGGAGGAUUUCUGCUGUGCCUUUUGGACAAUGGAUGUGGCAUGACUCCUCGUGAGUUAAUACUCCUGUAUUCGUUUAACUGAGUGGUAGAGUGCUAGGACAGUGUCAUUCUAGGGCUCAGGAGGCCCAUAUUCAAAGCCACACACAGCCACGAAACUCACUGGGCCACACGUACGCUCUUAGCCUACCUCACAGGAUUGUUGUGUAAAAUGUAAAUGCAAUAAACUCCAGUACUUGAACAAUAGAAUUGGAAGGGACCCCAAGGUUCAUCUGGUCCAACUCCCUGUGAUUCAUAUAUGAAGACCCAUACAUGUGAAGGAACUAAGCCAUGCAACUAACCUUGGUACCAGUUCUGUCCUCAAAUGUCCAGACAUUGGCAAUGGACCCGAUAUGUGCCAUAUCGGGUCUCCUGCUGGUGUUAUAUAUGCUGUUAUUGGGUCAGAAAUUCUUCAAAUAAGUUUAUAUUAGUUCCAAAGAACUGUUUUCAUUGGAGUAUUUGUGUACAGGACAGCUCAAGAGAAACUACUAGCACUGAGCCAGAAAUUUCUCCUGUGUUUUUUUCCCAACCGUUCUCCAUCAGUUAACUUGGAAAGAAAUUGCCUACAAAAAUUAUCCAAGCAGAGAAUUUUGGUGAAAUUCACAUGAGUGGAGUGCAGGUUUUUUGAUGCUUUCACCUUACUUCUAAGGUGGCUAGGGAGUUGUUUGUGAGUGCCCUUCCUUUCAUUUUUCAAUUCUCACCAGUGGCCUGCACUCUGUAGCCUUUCUGGGUGCUAGUGCUUUCAUCAAAGCCAAAGGGAAGGUAGACAUCAUGAGACAACUCCUCUUGUGGUGAGGAGGUUUCAGGUCAGGAAGCAUGGGCAGGGAGACUGCAGACCGCUGGAGAUCUGUUUACUGGAUGAGGAAGAAAACACCCAUCACCCUUAACCGCCUCACACUAAUAAGAUAAGCUCAACCACAGUUCUAAAGAAAUCAUCAAGUGCCUGGGAAAGAGGCAGGGAAAUGGAAUCCUCUUUUUCAAGUGAAGAAAGUCUUGGAGAAUCUGCAGGACAGAUUUUGGGACGAUCCUGAGGAUGCGUUCACAUGGGACUGGUUUGGCGCAUCUUAAAAUGGAACCAGUAGCCUCGUGCCAGAGCAUGUUUUUCAAAUGUAGAAGGUCACAGGUUCAGUCCUCAGCAUCACCAAGCAGGGUGGUGGAGGAGGCACUCAAAGUCUUUCUUAAAGCUUAGCGGCAAAGACACAAGGGUGGAAUGGAAGGCACUGAAUUGGUCUGGGCUGUUAAACUCGGAAACGCAAUCCUUAUCUCUUCCGCCCCAUGUUGUUUUCCCAAUCAUCCAGUUGGGAAAGCUUGUCAAAACAAACAUAUCUUUCCCCCCGGAAAGUACAGCUAGUGAGCACCUAUUGUAUCUUGACAUGGAGGCUGAUCCCGAACACAGAGGCCUGUUCUGAGUGGCCUUCUGAUACUUUGAGGAUGUCACCUAUGGGGACUAUAAGGGAUAAGGCAGUCCUGUUCCUGAGCUGUAUAGGGCCUUGUACAUUAGUACCGAAGCCUUGAACUUGGGCUGGGACCAGAUUGGCAGCCGGUGCAAACCUGCGAGCAAGUAGUCCCACAAGCAAUGCAAAAAAAACCCAUUCACCUCCCCUAAAUAACUGCUUGUCGUUUUAGCUUUUCAUAUCUGCUCCAGGUGGAGAUAGGUUUCCAAGUGGUGAAAGUCAAUAAGCUCAAUUCUCUUUUUGUUUGCCUGGUGGCUUCCUUUUGCCAGGAGUCAACUGUUUUCUCCCCCUCUGGUGUCGUUAAGUACAAACAGCUUAAUCAGUAAGAAGGGAUCAUGGCUGCUUGGAGCUGGUGCCAAGGAGAUAACACGACGUCUGCCUCCUGCAGCUUAGGUUAACCAGCGCCUGAAAUAGACUGUUCCCAGAACGUGCGUCUCAGGGGUUCUGAGAAUCCCCUCUGUGCCAAAUUAAUUCUUUGAAACUUGGCGUGCAAACUUCCAGCGCGAAAGGAAGAAGGGCGACUUUGUACCUGCAGUGGUGAGCAGCAGGUGGGGCUGGUUCGUUGCGUAAAAAGCCGCUUGAAGCAGCUGCAAACAAGGGUGGAGGUUGGUAUUUUUAGCUGUGUGAGGAUGAGGAGACGGUGGUUCUGUUUUCAGGCUUUGACAAACAGGUGCUCCAAGCUUGAGCUGAAAGUUUGAAAAUUUUCUUUCCCUUUGAUGGAUGUGACGUUGUGUGCUGGUGUCUCCUUAUUUAUGCAGGCAACACUGUUAACAGGACUGAAAAACAUCAGUCAUAUUAAUAAUAAUUUAUUAUUUAUACCUCGCCCAUCUGGCUGGGUUUCCCCAGCCAGAUGGGCAGCUUCCAACCAAAUAAUAAAAACAAUACAGCGUCAGACAUUAAAAACUUCCCUAAACUUCCCUAAACAGGGCCGCCUUCAGUUGUCUUUUAAAAGUAAAAUAGUUGUUUAUUGCCUUGACAUCUGCUGAGAAGGCGUUCCACAGGGCAGGCACCACUAUUGAGAAGGCCCUCUGCCUGGUUCCCUGUAACCUGGUUCGCUGGAGCUCAGUGUCCGGGCUGGAUGAUGGGGGUGGAGACACUCCUUCAGGUAUACAGGACUGAGGCAUCAGGAGGUUGUUUCUCUGUUCAUCUUAUUUCAUUUAUUAUUUUCAUUUACACCUUGCCUUUUCCCCUGAGAGGGACUCAAGGUAGCUUACAGCUAACACAGAAGCAGCUAAAAACAUAGGGGGAAAGCCAUCAUUAAGUGGUAGGCAAUUUUGUCUACUUUGGUUCCACCACAACCAGCAGCUUCUCCAUCAGUGCUGAGCUGGAUAAGCAUAUUGGAAAGGCAGAUACAGCAGUGACUUGCCUCUCCAGAAGGUAUGGGGAAAUGCAAUGCUAACAAGAUGAAGGUCUACCAGGCUUUUGUGUUGAGCAUGCUGCAUUAUGGAAAUGAGUCGUGGGCAACUUACAACCACCAGUGCCUUCCACAUGCUGUCAGGAAGUUUUUGGGUAUCACAUGGCAGGACAGGGUUUCAAAGAUGUGCUCUCCCUAGCCCACAUUCCCAGCAUGUUCGCACUCCUGUCUCAACAACGUCUACACUGGCCUAGUCAUGUCCACAGAAUGGAAGAUGGCAGGAUCUCCAACAUUUGUUCUCUUUAUCUGGCGGUAGGAGAAGGAAUAUUAGUGCUGUGUACACACCAUACGUUUAAAGCACAUUGUUGUUGUUUAGUUGUUUAGUCGUGUCCGACUCUUCGUGACCCCAUGGACCAGAGCACGCCAGGCACUUCUGUCAUCCACUGUCUCCCACAGUUUGGUCAAACUCAUGCUGGUAGCUUCGAGAACACCGUCCAACCAUCUCGUCCUCUGUCGUCCCCUUCUCCUUGUGCCCUCCAUCUUUCCCAGCAUCAGGGUCUUUUUUCCAGGGAGUCUUCUCUUCUCAUGAGGUGGCCAAAGUACUGGAGCCUCAGCUUCAAGAUCUGUCCUUCCAGUGAGCACUCAGGGCUGAUUUCCUUCAGAAUGGAGAGGUUUGAUCUUCUUGCAGUCCAUGGGACUCUCAAGAGUCUCCUCCAGCACCAUAAUUCAAAAGCAUCAAUUCUUCGGCGAUCAGCCUUCUCUAUGGUCCAGCUCUCAUUUCCAUACAUCACUACUGGGAAAACCAUAGCUUUAACUAUACGGAUCUUUGUUGGCAAAGUGAUGUCUCUGCUUUUUAAGAUGCUGUCUAGGUUUGUCAUUGCUUUUCUCCCAAGAUUUCUCCCAAGAUUCUUUGAGGGAAACUAUGUGCUUUUCUCCAAAAGCACAUAGCUUCCUCAAAGAAUCCAGGAAACUGUGAUUUACCCCCUACAGAACUACAUUUCCUAGCACCCUUAAACACUAUAGUUCCCAGUGUUUUUUGGCGGAAGGGAGGGGGAGUCCUUUGCUUUCAAUGUAUGGUGUGUACACAGUGCAAGAGUUUUCUUGUCGAAACACUGUGGAGCAUUUCACACAAAAGAUGCUUAAACUACUUCUGAAUUUCCCACUCUUAUUUAUCAGAUCACCACUGGUCUGCAGGUUAACAUUUUUUCAUCCUUCACCUGUACCACCCCAUCAUUCUGAAGCCUGAGAGAAACCACCACAGAGAGAGGGAGGCUAGCUGCCCUGUGGCAAAAAAAUGAAAUUCAACCAUAGAACAAAAAUCACAGAGGAUCAGCAGCAAAUCUCACAGCAAUCAUAGUCAGAUAGUGCACAUUUUAAAACCACAUCCGUCGGCAGGAAUAGGAGAAGCCACAUCCGUCAAGGCCCCCUCAGCUGAAACAGCUGUAUAUUAUAGAUCCAGGAACUAUCAGUCAAAUUUAUAACAGCUAUUUCCCACACUGCACGCCAUAGCAACCAUUUUCACAAGUUCAAAAGGGUAUAAAAUGUAUUCUUUACAUCCGUUGAGAAAGGGACCACGUUCUCCCAUCAAAUUGUUACUGUAAUGCAAACUAUUAGCAUUAUUCAAUUAAUAGCAUAGCAUAUUUGCACCUAAACCAGGCAGAGGGCCUUCUCGGUGGUAGCGCCCUCCCUGUGGAAUGCCCUCCCAUCGGAUGUCAAGGAGAUAAAGAACUGCAUGAUUUUUAGAAGAUGUCAGAAGGCAGCCCUGUAUCGGGAAGUUUUUAACAUUUGACAUUUGAUUAUGUUUUUAUAUUCUGCCAGAAGCCGCCCAGAGUGGCUGGGGAAACCCAGCCAAAUGGGUGGGGUAUAAAUAAUAAGAUUACUACUAGUAAUAAUAAAAAGCCAGGGCCUUUUCAACUCUGGCUCCGGCCUGGUGGAACGCUCUGCCUCAUGAGACCAGGGCCCUGCAGGAUCUGAUUUCUUUCCGCAGGGCCUGUAAGACAGAGUUGUUCCGCCUGGCCUUUGGCUUGGAGCCAAUUUGAUUCCCUCCCUCUCUUUCUUUUUUCUUUUCCUUCUCCUCCUGCGAUGAGGCUACAUUUUAAUAUUUUAAUGUUCUUUUUAAGUUGUAAUCAUUCAACUUGUUUUUAUUAUUGCUUGUAAGCCACUCUGAGCCCGGCCUUGGCUGGGGAGGGCGGGGUAUAAAUAAAUAAAAAUUAUGAUGAUGAUUAUUAUUACUACUGCUACUACAACUACUACUAAACCACAACACACAGUUCGGAUGUUACGUUUAUCCACUGACAGCUAUGCCAUCCCUCCUUCUCCAGCAAGCUUUCCCUUGGGAGGUGAAGGAAGCCGUGACUGACUAUUGCUAACAGCAGAGAUCUUGUGCUGGAGGUUUAGUUGUUCAGAGGUAUUCUUUGAACCCUAGAAUUGUAGAGUUGGAAGAGACCUUGAGGGCCAUUUAGCCCAACCCCCUGCAGUGCAGGCUUAGUAUUGACACAUACAUUUAUAAAAUACAUUGGUAGCGGUGAGCUAUAAGAAACAAAGCUAAGAGCAUUGAGGCGGCAGGUUGUGGUUUUGAAUCUCACCUCUGCAACCAGCUUGAUAGGCAGCCUUACGCAAGCUACAAUCUGUCAGCCUCAGCUCACAGUGUGCAAUUCCGGGGGCAAAAAUACCAAAAGCUUGUAAAGCAGGAGUGGUGGACCUGUAGCCAUCCAGAAGUUGCAGGAUGGCACCUCCUCCCAUUAUCCCUGAUGACAGGCCAUGCUGGCUUGGGCUGACGGGACUCCAAAAACACUUGAAGGUCCACAAGCUCCACAUUUCUGCUGUGGAGAAUAAAGCAAGCUAAUAAAUGUGACGGACUUUGAUCUGUAAAUAACAAUAACAGUGAAUUCUAGUGAGGGCCCUAGAGGGAAGCCUUAUUACAAAUCUGUUGCAGGAAAAACUGUGGAUCUUGUGCACUUCGGAAGAUCCUCUAAGCGGGACAGGCCUGACAUGAUUGGAUGCUAUGGCAACGGGCUUAAAUCGUAAGAGUUCUUUGUUCUUUGUUGGUUUUGUUUGUCAGACAGACACCCCUUUAAUGGCAAGAUUCAGAAUUGUUAACUUUGUGCUGAAUGAAAAACUGUUUCACGAUCGUGACCGUAAAGGUGAUUUGGCUUGCAUUAUAUAUUUAAGUAUUGGGAUCGAGGGAACCUGUUUAUUUGUUCUUACAGUCUUGCAUAUUGGUUUUCAUCAAAAAAAAUGGCUUGAUGUAAAGUGGUUUACAUCAAGGGAAACAUAUGCAUAAGAGUAGCAAAACAACCCCAACCCCAACCCCAGUAAUAAUACUACUAUGAUUGAAAUUGUAUCCCGUCUUUCCACCAGAUGGUGCUCAAGGUCAGCACUUUGCAUUGUAACCGGAAGCAGACUGGUUGCCAUUGUGUCUGCUGUAACAAAGGAGUCACAUGGUCCCAGUGACUGGCCCUCAUCAAUAAUUUGUCUGCCACAUUUACGUUUUAUUGCAGUGUUUCCUAGACUUGGGUGUCCAGCUGUUUUCAGACUAUAAUUCCCAUCAUCCCUGACCACUGGUCUUGCUAGCUAGGGAUGAUGGGAGUUGUAGUCCAAAAACAGCUGGAGACCCACGUUUGGGAAGCACUGUUUUAUUAGAUACCUUAAACGUAUUAGAAGGGAAUGGAUUGUCAAUGUAUUUCCUAGUCCUCCAUAGUGCAGACAGGAAGUAAAGAGAAACCUCAGGCUCGCUAGCUGAUGGGAAAUCCCUUUCUGCCUUCAGCACACCCACUUUGUCUAUAUUACUGCCUAUAUUGCCCUAAAGGUGUUAACAUCCAGACAAUGCAGCUAUUACAAAAAUUGUAUUUUCCUGUAUCUUUACUAUAGAGGAUCCAUGCGCAUAGGGAAAGACUUAAUAUUAUUCACCAAGGAAGAGAAUACAAUGACAUGCCUCCUUUUGUCUCAGACGUUUUGUGAAACAGAAGGUCUCAGUGAGGUAUGUCUGUCUUCUUCGUCAUUUAAAUAUUUGUAUCCUGCUCUGCCGAUGAUGUCAUCAGGACUGGAAUUUCUGGGGUGGGACUUCCUGGAAUGGAACAUCAUUAAUAAAACUCAAAAUGCUGCUGGUAUUUGAUACGGGGUGUGCUAUUCAUACUACAGUGGUGCCCCGCAAGACGAACGCCUCGCAAGACGGAAAACCCGCUAGACGAAAGGGUUUUCCGUUUUGAGGCGCUCCAUAAACAAUUUCCCUAUGGGCUUGCUUCGCAAGACGAAGCCCAUAGGAAAUCUCCGGGGACCUCUUUUAAAUGCUAGCGGUGGGAGCAAAGCCUUCCCCCCCCCCUCCGGCCUUCAGAAGAGGUCCAGGAAGGCUGGCGGGGGCCGAAAGGCUUUGCUCCCCACCGCCAGCAUUUUAAAAGCAGUCCGGGAUAGCAGGGAAGCGCUUCCCGCUAUCCCGGACGGCUUUGAAGGCAGGAGAGGUCCGCGAAGCCUGGGCGCGCUGAUCUCAGCGCGCGCAGGCUUCGGCAUGCCGGCAACUCUCCGCAAGCAGCGGCAGCGCUGCCGCUGCUCGCGGAGAGGUCCGCGAAGCCUGGGCGCGCUGAUCUCAGCGCGCGCAGGCUUCGGCAUGCCGGCAACUCUCCGCAAGCAGCGGCAGCGCUGCCGCUGCUCGCGGAGAGGUCCGCGAAGCCUGGGCGCGCUGAUCUCAGCGCGCGCAGGCUUCGGCAUGCCGGCAACUCUCCGCAAGCAGCGGCAGCGCUGCCGCUGCUCGCGGAGAGGUCCGCGAAGCCUGGGCGCGCUGAUCUCAGCGCGCGCAGGCUUCGGCAUGCCGGCAACUCUCCGCAAGCAGCGGCAGCGCUGCCGCUGCUCGCGGAGAGGUCCCGCGAGCCUGGGCGCGCUGAUCUCAGCGCGCGCAGGCUUCGGCAUGCCGGCAACUCUCCGCAAGCAGCGGCAGUGCUGCCGCUGCUUGCGGAGAGGUCCGCGAAGCCUUGGCUGGACAGCUUUUGAAGGCAGGUGGGGGGGGGACAAAGACUUUCGCCCCCCGCCAACCUUCAGAAGAGGUCCAGGACCUCUUCUGAAGGCUGGCGGGGGGCCAAAGUCUUUGUACCCCCAGCCAGCCUUCCCAGGGGCUUUUUAAAUUCCCCGGCAAGCGGCGAAGUCCUCCGCAGUCCCGGGGCACUUUUAAAUACCGCCCGCCAGCAUUUUAAGAUCGCCCGGACAGCGGAGAAGCCCUCCGCUGUCCCGGGGUUUUAAAAUGCUGGGGGUGGGAAGAAAGCCCUUGCCCCCCAGCCUUCAGAAGAGGUCCGGGGACAGACUGUCCCCGGACCUGGUCUGAAGUCGGUUUCCCUAGGAACGCAUUAAUUGAUUUUCAAUGCAUUCCUAUGGGAAACCGUGCAUCGCAAGACGAAAAACUCGCAAGAAGAAAAAACUUGCGGAACGAAUUAAUUUCGUCUUGCGAGGCACCACUGUACUAUCAGCACCAUCAUCUUUGGCACUGGGAGUUAGAAAAGGAAUCAAACAACACUGUCUCAAGUUACCUGUUCAGAUGUGAUAGGUGUGAGUGAAGGAGAAUAUCCCUGAUUUGGGUCCACUCUCAUUUUGUUUUCCUUUACAGGUUAUAGUCCCAAUUCUUUCAUGGUCAAGUCAUACAAGAGAGCCAAUAAUAGACAAUCCAGAGACGUUUGCUAUACAGUUGUCCAUAAUUUACAAAUAUUCACCUUUUAAGAAUAAUGCUGAACUGGUGAAGCAGUUUGAUGCCAUUUAUGGAAAAACAGGUGACUUUAUUAUCCCUGAAAGUUCUAAUUAACCAGUGCAUUAUAAUUAGCAUUUUGAGGACUAAACAUGAGUGCCAGGGGUUUUGUUUUAUGCUGGGUGCCCCCCUCCCCUGAAUAAUUUUGGAUCUUUGUUCAUCAGUUGGCUCCUCUCACAUGAAUGAGAUACAAAAAAAUUAUUCUCUACCACCUCCCCCCCCCCCAGUAAAGGCAGCGUUCUCUUGACUCCAUAAGAGCCCUACUAGACAAAAGAUCCAUCUCGUUCCACAUUUUGUUCCCUCAGUAGCUAAGCAGAUGACUACGAGAAUCUCACAAUCAGGACACGAGGGCAAUGGCUCUCUCCAGUUCUUCCCAAGCCACUGGCAUUCAGGGGCAUGCCGUCUCUGAUCUGAUGAUAGUACACAGCCACCAGGAGUAUUAGCCCUUGAUAGACUUGUCCGUUUGGAGAGUCCCCAAAACGAUUUAAUCCCACCUAGACUUAUGACAAAGUAUUGUUGCAUGCCACCCCAAUCCCUCAGUGCAAGAUUUCAGGGGGUUCCAGGCGCUUACCAGGGUUUGUGUUUCUUUUGGAAAUGAGGCACAGAAGAGACAUCUGUAACCCGAGAUACCACUGUAUAUACAACCUGAGCCUGUGAUGGAAGGGCUCACAGCAUCAGCACCCCAGGAGGGUCUUUCCAGCAGAAAUCAGGCAUGGCGCGCUCUCCCUUUCUCUCUGCCUUUCCAGUCUGUAGCUUUGCUUCUAUCUCACAUAACUCAACUCUCUUUUGUCUUUCUAAGUAACAGGCAGAUGAGGGAGAGGGGCCCAUCUCUUUGUCACUCCCUUUGUUACCUUAUACCGUGGGAUAAAUGUGCUUCAAGUUAAGUAUUUUCGGGUUGCACUCUGCAGCGACCCGGAAGUAACGGAGGGCGAUACUUUUGGGUUUUGCCGCGGUCAAAAUGACAUCCCGCGCAUGUGCGGAAGCGGCGAAACGCGACCCGCGCACUCACGGAUGCGGAUUGCGUUUGCUUCAGGAUGCAAACAGGGCUCUGGAACGGAUCCCGUUCGCAUCCCUAGGUACCACUGUACAGUGGUACCUCAGGUUACAUACGCUUCAGGUUACAGACUCCGCUAACACAGAAAUAGUGCUUCAGGUUAAGAAGUUUGCUUCAGGAUGAGAACAGAAAUUGUGCUCCGGCAGCACGGCAGCCGCAGGAGGCCCCAUUAGCUAAAGUGGUGCUUCAGGUUAAGAACAGUUUCAGGUUAAGAACGGAGCUCUGGAACGAAUUAAGUACUUAACCCGAGGUACCACUGUACUCCCAUAUUUAGCAGGCUAUUACCAGGCUGACUUGGCUAUUCUAGGCAUUAGAAAGGUCUCUGCCUACAACCUACUCCCCACCUCCCCAAACUCUUAACAGUAUAUUAAUUUGGGGAGAGCGGGGAGUCUAAUCUUGUUACUGGACCCCAGUUUGCUUAACUGCAAUUAUCCAUUGUACUGUUGCUUCUCUUCUACUUUAAUUGGCAUAAGAAUUAUAAAACUGAUAUUUCAGUAAUAGAUUUUAACCUUCACAUGUAGGAACCUUGCUGGUAAUAUACAAUCUGAAACUCACACUCAGUUUUGAGCCAGAACUUGAUAUCCUAACAGAUGAGGAGGAUAUGUUGCUUGCUGUGGCACCCGAGAAGUAAGUUCCAUGGUCAUUUUCUGAUUUUAUGUUAUACUUUAAUGCUGUGGACAUUUUGUGAGUAGCUUAGAGACUCUUUAUAGAGUAAGCAAACAAUACGUUGAAUGGACAAAGGGUAUGAAUAAAAAUAUAUAUUUGGAAGAUGCUGCUUGCAAACAAUCCAUUUUGCUUGGACACUAGAAAUCACAGAAUGUGCUUACAAUGUGUUGGUGAAUGGAAUUUAACACCUGCUUUAAUUUUGUAAGGGUGUACUUCGAAUCCCAAAUUCUUCCAUGUAUUCCCCAUGACAGACAAAUUCUAAUGGAUUAGGAGCAGAAAGAGAGAGAAUAGCAGUGCAAACCUAUCUCUGUGUAAAAGGUAAAGGUAAAGGGACCCCUGACCAUUAGGUCCAGUCGUGGCCGACUCUGGGGUUGUGGCGCUCAUCUCGCUUUAUUGGCCGAGGGAGCUGGCGUACAGCUUCCGGGUCGUGGCUAGCAUGACUAAGCCACUUCUGGCAAACCAGAGCAGUGCAUGGAAACGCUGUUUACCUUCCCGCUGGAGUAGUACCUAUUUAUCUACUUGCACUUUGACGUGCUUUCGAACUACUAGGUUGGCAGGAGCAGGGACCAAGCAACGGGAGCUCAGCCCGUUGCGGGGAUUCGAACCGCCGACCUUCUGAUAGGCAAACACGCGUCCCUCUGUGAGUAAAUCCCAUUGUGUUCAGUGGAGCUUACAGCCAGGAAAGUGUGCAUGGGAUUGCACCCUAAAAGAAGCUUCAAACAAUGGAUGUGAUUCAGCUCACUGUUUGUGUGCACAGAGAGGGGGUGUUGAUGCCUCUGUGCUUGCCAAGAAGGCCCAGUCAACUCGUGCCCCCUGGGUUCUCCAGUGGCUAGAUGUAGGGUGGCCAGUGUAACAUUCUGUUUGACUUGAUGCUCUCUCUCUCCCCGCCCACAUUCCUCAACCUGGUAUGCAUAUUAAGGGACCUCAAUCUUUAUUGUACAAGCAAUCCUUGAUUUACACAGGGGUUACAUUACGGAUCCCUGCAUGCACUCGCAGGGCUCAUGUAAAACAUUCUGUCCCGCCCCCAUUCCACCCUUUUAGUGACGUUUUCAGGUCAUUUCCGGGUUCUGCACCAUGCGCGUAAUCACUCAUCAGUUGGAUGUGCAUAAAUUGGUCAUUGCCUGUAUAACGCCUCCUAGGGAGCUGUGCUGGCGUGAAGAUAGCACAAAGACAUGGCUCUGUUUUUACCCAGGUGUAAGGUCAUGCUUCCUAUAGCAACACAGUGCAGGAUUCAACAUAUCCACAAAGAUCAUGUGCUAAUUCACAAUAGUAUUUGCUACAUUUUAAUUAUAUCCUGCUCUUCCUUGAGAAAUACUAAAGCAGCUGACAUGGGACUCCCGGCGAACCAAUGAGCAGACCUUUAUCUCUAGUUGGGUCUAUUUAACUCGGUAUUUAAAUUCUUCCCCGGAAGGUGGGUAGAAUCGCCAGCGUUAAAAGUUUUAGAAAGUUGGUUUAAUUUCUCGCUGAAGAAUUGUAUUGCACCUUGAAAGGCUUCAAGAGCACUUAAGUGAGAACAUGUUUUGGAUUUGUUUGUUUUUUGUUGAAGUGGAUUACGUGCCCAAUUUCCUCUAUCCACCAGAGUUCUCUCUUUGUGAGCCUAAAAUUAUUCUGCCUUAAACACUUUUCUGUGUCAGCCUUCCAGAACGACAGUCGCUGAGAGCCUACACAGCUAUAUUGUACUUAGACCCACGAAUGAAGAUAUUCAUUCAAGCCAAGGAAGUAAAAACCAAGCGUUUGCCACAUUGCUUUUACAGACCCAGGUGAGCCAGCUUUUCCUAAGACUGUUAUAAAGCCAGAUAUUUAAAUUUCCAAAGCAGUGUGCUUGAAAGCAUUAGCUGUUCUCUCUUUUUGGCCAUGGAGAGAAAUUGACUUUGAUGGCGGAGCAAUUUGUAAUCUAAGCCAAGUUCAAAUCACACUGGCAGGCUGGACUGCGGAAAAGGUAAUCAGCUGUGACCAAACACUUUGACCCAGAACAAAGAACACUUUACAUAAGAUAAUCACCGAACUGUGGGGAGGAGGGAGGUGUUGUUUGUUUUUCUGUGGAUGUUUUCACUUGAGUGAAAGUUGCUCAGGCAGUUCUGUAAAGGUGCCACUAAAUGAUUAUAGGCCACUUUUAGAGGUCCUUUUUUAAUGGACUCCUAAUCUUAUAAUGUGUAAUAUGCAUUUGAAGUACGGUUUAACAAGCUGAAUGAAUGUUCUGAUACAAGUUCCAGCAUUGAUAGGAUCUGAUCCAGUUCUAGCUGCGCUGAGUGAUAGAGGGCCUAUGAAGUGAGGAGGCAGGGAUCUUAAAUAUACAGUUUAACAGUACAGUGGAUGGAGCUUCAUAUUUGGCAAGUGUACUCAUUCAGUUUUCAGAUGACUGAGUCUUCUGUGAAUUGAAAGGACUUUGUGAUGACAAACACACAAGUGAAUACCACCCCAAAAAAAUUUAAAAAUAAAUUUACCAGAUAAAUUCUAACAGACGAACACCCGUCCUUGGGAUAAAAGGAAAUCCAAAUGAUGCCUCUGUCACCACGUAGAUCAUGGUUCUGAAUCCUAUAUUGGUUGUGGAUGGCACAACUGAUUUUUUUGAGCAUUUCAUGCACUUUUGAGGCCUGUGCAAAGUCAGUUUACUGUAGGGCACAAGGACUGUGCAUACCCUGUCCUCACCAUUCCCAUCUGCAAAAUGGAAAUAAUAGGAGUCAACUUCAUUGUGUUAUUAUAACAAUUUGCCUUUCAUAUGGCAUGUCAGAUAACUUUUAUCCAUGACUGUGUUUUUCUUGUCUUCACAGGAUGUAUCCAUACAUAUCAUCUUCGUUCAAACACGUUGCUAGAAAUGAACUGCAAAAGGCAGAAAUGGAUGUGAAAGCUGGUAGGCAUUGUCCCCUAACCUUUAUAGUUUUAAUACUAAGUGCUCUCUAAGCGGUUGCUAGCAUUGUUUGUAAAGGGAUGCUUUUGUGCAUCACUUCUAAUUUUGCUUCGCAGCAAAUAAUUACUGGCAUCUGUGGAGCAAAUCUAGUUAUGCAUCUCUUUCCCCUUGCGGGAUGACUUUUGCCGUUGCACUUGGGGGACCACCAGUUGAAUAGGUACAACAACGGGUUUAGUACACAAAGAAUGAUGUAGGUAUCACAUUUUGGAUAGCCGGGGGGGGGGGGGACGACUGGGUUGUAUCCAGUGCCCACAACAGGCUUCCAUUUUUGCAAUUAAACUCAUCCUCAAAAUCUGCUCCAGAAAACCAAAUACUGAUGGAAUUAAGCACUUCUGGGAUUUGUGUUCAGAGAACAGGGAGGAGAUAACUUGGACUACAGAAUGCUAAAGUAAGUGGAAUGGGGAAGGUGAAGGGAGCAUCAGAUGUCAAUCAGAUGUGGGAUUUCUGUCAUUUGGAAGAGGGUGGAGGAUAUCGGUGAUGACUGCCUGCCUGCAUUCAUCAUAGACUUUGAAUUUGUUUUCAUUGUUCCUCAGAUAAAGAGACUAUGGACUCAGCUAUACAGCUGCAAAUAAAACGCUUAAAGUGUGUUUUAAUGUGACACUAGAUGGCAAUGGUGCGGUUUAUGGAAAAUUCAACAUAUUUUUUUAAAAACCCUUUAAAAAAAGCAUUUUCAAAAUGUUUUUAUAUGUGUGUAGAUUCCACCUAUGUCCCUGGUUAAUCUUGGAUAAUCGUCAGUGAAGGUUUGAACAUCUACCUGGAACCUGCACCUUCACUUUUAACUGUUAAUAACUUGUUCGGCCUCCACUGUCGGAGGCAGCGUGCCUCUGAAUGGGAGGGGUUUUCUAGGUAGCCCAACCCUCACCCUUGGAAGCGUUGCAAAUUGCUGCAGGAGAGGGGCAAUGAGCAACAUCCCGGAAGGGGUGUUUCUAGGACGAAGGUGAAACUGUGAAGCUUCCUUGUUUAUUUUUGCUAUUGGAUGCUGCAUUUUGUUUAAGUACAGUGGUACCUCGGGUUACAUACGCUUCAGGUUACAUAUGCUUCAGGUUACAGACUCUGCUAACCCAGAAAAAGUGCUUCAGGUUAAGAACUUUGCUUCAGGAUGAGAACAGAAAUCGUGCUCCGGCGGCGCGGCAGCAGCAGGAGGCCCCAUUAGUUAAAGUGGUGCUUCAGGUUAAGAACAGUUUCAGUUUAAGAACGGACCUCCGCAACGAAUUAAGUACUUAACCCGAGGUACCACUGUAAUCAUGUUAUAUUUAUAGUAUUGAAAUGUGGCCUUUUUUGUAUUUUACUAUACUUGCUAAGUUAUGAAAUAGUUACUAUGUUAUGGUUUUGCAGUGUUGCUGUGAAAUUGCUUUUGUAGUGUUUGUUUGAAAUGCCUUCUGGUUUUCUUUCUGUUGAGCAUGAUUUUAUUUUUUUAUUUUGGCGGGAAAGCAGCGUACCAAUAAAAUGAAUGAAUGACUGCUAGUCGCUGGGAACCACAAGAGACGGGAGAGCGCUGUUGUGCUCAAGUCCUGUGUUUGGGUUUCCCAAUAAGCAUCUGGGUGACAACUUUGAGAACAGGACGCUGGGCUAGAUAGGCUACUGGCCUGAUCCUGCAUGUUCUUAGAACUGUGACACCACAGCAAGUGCCGAGUACAAAUAUCGCUGCAUGUUGAGGAAAAUUGGUAGAUAAUUCCCUCAUACUACUGGAAUGCAAAAGUGGCGGAUUUAAGAAUUGCCCUGAGUAAAGCUGCAUGGAGUUGCAUUUGAAAAAUAGUAAUGUCAUGAAAUGAAUGGGAAGAUUUAAAUUGCAAGUUUUGUACAGUCUCUGACACCUCUCCCCGCCCCCCUGCCCCACGCCACUUUUCACUUGGGCCUAGAUGCCUUCAGAAGUUGACCCCGUUCUACAGACAGAGUCAGCAAAUUUAUUAUGGCACAUAUGCUACUAAAGUUAAAUUUAUUACGGCGAUAUGCUAAUAAAGUUAACAAAUUUAUUAUGGCAUAUAUGCUUUUUGUCCAUUUAUUCAGAUGCAUGAAGCAUUAUCUAAAGAGUUUUAUGUACAGAUGGCUGGGGGGAUGAGAGGAGGGCAUUGUAAACAGGGAGGUCAGAAAGGAAAUAAAGUGCUCUUCCCCAAAUGUGCUUAGGUUAGAGGGGAAGGCAAGUGUGUGCUCACCUGAGCUUGUUUAAUGCCAAGGUGCCAAGCAGAGUUUUGCUUAAUGGCGUGUUGCAUUCUUCCUGUGUGUGGCAGAUGGGGUUAGUUUCUCUCCUGCGUGGUUUAACAGGUGCCUUUGCUUAUACUUAUAGCUGAAGAUGCUGUGAAAGAAGCCAAGUGCACGUUACAGCAGUCACAGGACUCCCUCUUCCAGGAUAAACUUGAGGUAUAGUAACAAGGAUAAAAAUGUUUGAGAUAUUUAGGGUGUGCUGUUAUUUCCUCCCCCGCCCACCCAAAGCACACAGUCUUACCUGGGAAAUCUCCAGGGGAAAUGAAUGAAAGCUGUGCAAGAACGUGAACACAACCACCUUUUAGGGGCAGACUUCGGUAACUAUGGCCAAAUCUAGGCUGGGAAAGUAUAUCUUCUGCCUCAGGGUUCCUGAGAAUUAGGGGUUGGAGCGAGAAAUGAAAGAAGCCGCAAAGGCUAGGCUCCUCGUAGUAAGAACCUGGCCAAUCCAGAGUGUUCAAGCUUCCUACCUGUCGUAGGGGCUGAUGUUGCAAAACCUUGUUCCUUUCUGGACCUGAAGAAGAGGGCUCUGAUACACAGUCCAUGAUGUUGCUUGAAGAUCCACCUUACCCUAUGUGUGCUACUUCAGUCUGCAGAAUGGGCACUUGGACAUGCACCACCCAAUGUUUGCACUUCUAAGGAAUCAAUCUCUUAGUGUUGCAGAGAUCUGCAUUCUGGAACUUCCAGCCUGUGGACAUCAGGCAGGCUCCUUCACUGUUCUGUUUUUGGUUGCUGCUAAAAAAAAACACCCCACAUUUUUGUUUUGGCAAACCUAACCAGAUAUGUAGAGUUGAUGCACAUUUUAAUAUGUACAUAUGUGUUAUAAUAGGGAUGUGGGUGGCGCUGUGGGUUAAACCACAGAGCCUAGGACUUGCUGAUCAGAAGGUCAGCGGUUCGAAUCCCUGUGACGGGGUUAGCUCCCAUUGCUCGGUCCCUGCUCCUGCCAACCUAGCAGUUCGAAAGCACGUCAAAGUGCAAGUAGAUAAAUAGGUACCACUCCGGCGGGAAGGUAAACGGCGUUUCCGUGUGCUGCUCUGGUUCGCCAGAAGCGGCUUAGUCAUGCUGGCCACAUGACCCAGAAGCUGUAUGCCAGCUCCCUUAGCCAAUAAAGCGAGAUGAGUGCCACAACCCCAGAGUCGGCCACGACUGGACCUAAUGGUCAGGGGUCCCUUUACCUUUACCUAUGUGUUAUAAUGAAUAUUUUUAACUGCUGGUUUUAUUUAUAUUUUGUGAAUAACCUUACAAAUGUUAAAUAAUUAAUUUUUAAGGUUAAUUUAUUCUUAACUCUGACUUUUACUGAUGCAUUUUAAUGCAUAAUUUAUUUCAUGUAAACCACUUCCAGGUUUUUAAAAUUAAACAGAAUCUCUAAUACCGAUCCACUGCAUUUCACUGGCCUUGAGUAGGGUGAUUUCCCAGUGAAUUGUGUCUAAAGUCCGUGCUUUAUUUCACAAGCCGCUUUUAUUGGCCCACAACUGCCAGUGUAGAGUGUCAACUUUUUCCACAUUUGGCUGUGUUACUUGGAUAGACUUAAAAGAUAAUUGCUCAGAAAUAUAGGCCAUGCACGGUGUUAAUGCUAGGCUUUUGAAAGUUUUGCCUAGCAUGACCUUUAAACAGUGGGGAAGAUUUUCCAAUCCUGUUAAUUGCCUAUUUACUAUUGCUGAGGACUCUUAAAGUCGUUAUUAAGCUGCAUUGGCUUCAGAUUCAAUUAUUUCCUAAAGAGUGUUUAGAAGGCACUUUCCACUUCAGAAGACUUUCAAUGUGAUAAUUAUGUAGACUAAUUGCACCUGCGCAAAUUAUCAUUUAUAUUCAUAGGAACGUUCACUAUUAUACUAAUCCCCAUUAUACUGAUUUACAAGCCUUCCACAACUAUCACUGUGAUUAAUGCUUUGAAUGCACCACCUAAAUAUUUGCAUGGUGUGAAAAGUGUGCUAGGUGCUGUACAUAAAUAAACGUGACACAGUCCAAGACAAGGCAAUUGAACUACUUACUUUUAAGUCCUAUUCAGAUAUCUGUUUCCACAAAGUCUCCAUAAUUUAACUACAGAACUCGUUCCCGCAGGAAGCAGUGGUAGGUGGCUUUAAAAGAGAAUUAGACAAAAUUCAUGAAGGAGAAGGCUAUUGAUUUCUACUAACCUUAUGACCCACCAGAGGUAUGCACCCGCCUUGCGAGAACCUGAGAGAAUGUUGUGGCACUUGACAGAAAAUAAGGUUGUCGAACCCCGAAGGAACGCGAUGGAGUUGUAAUCCAAGAGUUUCCAAUAAACAAGUAUAACACAAAAAAGAAUGCUUAUAUGUAGGAUAAAGUGUGGUGUCGAGGGUCAGACUAGGAUCUGGAAGUCCAGGAUUAAGCAAGGGGGGGAACCACGUCCACCCCCUUGAGUUCCUAUUCAAAAAGGGUGAGAUGUAAAUGAAACAGAUAAAUAACCUCUGGGAGGAUCCUAGAAUACAAUAUGUGCCCAGAGUAACUUAUUCUACUGCUCUUUCCUUUCUGGUGAUGGGGGUACUCAGCUCGCAUUAACGGACGCAAUGGAGAAUGAAAAGAAAAUGAGGGAAACAUUGAAAGACAAGCAGAGGCAAGUUAAAUGAGACUGUGGUUUACUUUUGGUGAAAUGGUCAUGCGAGAGAGGAAAGGGGAACGAGUGCAAAAGAAAAAGCCCUGCCUGCCUAAAAUGACCAACUGUAGUUGAAGCAUGGGCACCUGUGGGUGCUAUGUAUUCCUGGCAUUAUGUUUUCAGUUCUGUAGGCAUUGAAACAUUUCUGAGAGUUUACCCCCGUUGUUCAAACUUUACCUUGUAAAGAAAAAAGGACAGCCUCUUUCUAACACUGAAAGCCACUGUUCAAUAUGGCUACUAUGAAAAAUGGGGCUAACAGUCAGUGCUGAAUCACUUGGGAAAACGUUUUUCAGCAAACCAUGGUGUCAGGUGAAGGGUUUCCCUUUGCCCACGUGGUUUGAAAUCAAACCACACAGGCAAAGGGACGUGGCUUUGUAGGCGCUGGCGAUCAGGGAGUUGCAACUUUGCUUGCACCAGACCUGGUGUCACGUAUGAUGUCAGAUGUGUGGCUUGGACAAAACUGCUCUACGUGCCAGAUGGAGAGGCUUCCCAGGCCUCACUAGGCCCACAAGCUGGAGCAUCCUCACUGCUGUUGUAAAGAAACAGGAAAAACAAAGGACCCUUGUAUAUUUCAAGCAGGAUCACACCAUUUGAAGCAGCCAUGGCUUUCCCCAAAGACUGCUGAGAACUGUAGUUUGUUACAAUUGCUGAGAGUUGUUAGGAGGCCUCUGUUCCCUUCCCAGAGCUACCAUUCCCAGAGUUCUAUGGGCAGAUGGAUUGAUGUUAAAUGACUCCGAGAAUCUUAGCUCUGUGAGGGGAACAAUUCUCAGCACCCUUAACGAACUACAGGUCUCAGGAUUCGUUGCGGGAAGCCAUGACAGUUUAAAGUGGUAUGAUACUGCUUUAAAGGUAUAGUGCAGAUGGGGCCGUCGUCUCAGUAGUGUGGUUUGUAGUUCUAAUUGGAACACCAACCUAAUGCAAUUAAAACUUCUCCUGCAUUUGAGGAGAAUCAUUGUGGAGUCAUACAGUGAAACCUAUCCAUGCCUACUUCAGAAUAAUUAACCAUGAGUUCAGUGGUGCUUGCUGAAGGCUCAGUAGAAAUGUUGAAAAUUGCUCAUGAGCCAUACUUCUAAAACAUAGAAUGAAUAUCUGUUUAAUAAUGGUGCAUGGGUUAAACCUUUUUGCCACAGAGCAAAAUCAGAUUCUUUCCUAAUUUAUCACAUCAAAUUGGGUUAAAUCCAUAGUUAUGUGCGCAAUUUACUUGUGGAAGUCGGUAGCCUUCAAAAUGAAGUUAAGUGCAAUGGGAAAAUCUUUUAUAAAGUCUUGUUUGUUUUCUGUUUAGAAAUCUGAAACAACCCAAAAAGCUCUUCUUAACAUUUGGAGUCAACAUUCUGAACAGAAGUCAAUAUGGCAUGCUUAUCUACAGCAAUAAACGCUUGAUCAAGAUGUUUGAGAAAGUUGGACCACAGAAGAAUAGAGGAUCUUAGUAAGUUUUCUUCCUUUUUCAAUGUUUUAGGGCCACCGUUCAGGGUUACUUGAAAAUGCAUUUCUGCUACAUGCCGGUGGGCUUGCUCCAAAGUUUUCCUUAAAGAUAGAAAUAUUCUCUGUGUCAUUUUGAGUAUUAUUUCAGAGGUUAAUGGGUGACUUUGGGAUAGUUACUCUCUCCCAGACCAGCCUCCUGCACAGGGCUGUUGCAAGGAUGAAAUCAAGGUGGAGAGAAAACUCUAUUCUCUGCUUUGAGUCCUUGGAGGGAAAGUGGUCCUGAGUUAAAUCCAUCAUUUGAAGUUGGUGUUAGCAUUGGGAGGAAAUCCUCCUCGUUGGUUGGCAGUGAUUUAUAGCAACUUUAAGACUGUGACGUGAAAGGGUUGUCACACAUUGCGUGAGAAACCGGUUGAAAAAAUAAUAUGAGCCUUCUGGAUUGGACGAAAUGGCCUGUCUAGUAAAAACAUCCUGUUCUCCCAGUUGGCCAACUAUGGGAAACUUGAAAGCAGGACCUGAGCAUCACAAAGGGGCAUACUGCCUCUGACACCUGAAGCAUAGCACAACCAAUGAGUGCGUAACUGACUCAUCCAGUCUGCUCUGCACAAAGACAGGACCACAGGUGUAAAUGCCCUGCUGAUCUCUCCGUACUGUGUCUGGAGCAGAGUCGUUUCCAGAUUUGUGGCUGCAUCCUGCCUCUUAAUUCUGCAGUGGUGCCAUCACAGCCAAAGGUGUAUUCUCUUUUUUUUUUUAUCUUGCCCUUUGAGCCAUCUCUCCUGAGAAAUCAUACAUAUAGUCCAAACACAAGAUGGGGAAAAGGAAGGCACCCCUUCCAAGGUGUCAGGCAAGCAUCUCUGGGCAGGAUACUGCACAGCUGAGGUGCCACCACGAAGAAGGACUUCUCCUCUGGAGCCACCACCCCAUUUCACUUGGCAGGGAUCCCUGAAGAAGAUACUAAAAUUCAGACAGGAAUGUGCAAACUACCUUGCAUGGUGGUUGUAUGGCUAACUGAGACUGGCAAAUAGUUUUACCUGCCCUGAACCUUUGUGAUUUGUUUAUUUAUUGCAUUUAUUUAUUUAUUGCAUUAUAUCCUGCAUGGUGUUCUUGGUAGUGUAGAUGGUUUCCUCCCCAACCCCGCCCCAUUUAAUCCUUCCAACAACCCUGUGACCCAGGUUAGGCUGAGAGGCAGUGACUGGCCCAAGGUCACCCUGUGAGCUUCAUAGCUGAGCAGGGAUUUGAACCUUAGUCUCUCAGGUCCUAGUCCAAAUUUCUAACCACUACACCACAUGGCAGUUUGGACUCACUAUAAAUCCAAAUUAAUUAUUCUAAAUCCUAAAUGUUAUAAGAUUUUACCAAUUGAACUUCAGCCACUGUAUAUUAUUUUUUUAAAAGCUCAGUUUGUGGUGAAGCUACAUCUAAAAUCAGGCCCUGCCCACUGUGUAAUCUAAAGUAUGUUUUUACUAUUGCAGUUUUGGUUCCGGAGCUGUAGGGAUCGUGGAUGUGCCGUGUGAAAUCAUGGAGCCAACGCACAACAAGCAGGCCUUUGCAAACACUAGGGAAUAUAACCGCUUGUUGAAGGCAAUGGAAAACUGUCUUGUUCAGUAUUGGAAAGACAUAGGAUUGAGUAAGUAGAGGGCCCCAUGUGCAAUGCCUUGCAGUAGUCUAAGCAGGAGGGUACCAAAGCGUACAACUAAGCAGCCCCAUGCUGUCUCCAUAAAAUCCAGCCCUAUAUGUGCUGCUCUGUUCACUGAAUAAUUCACAGCAUGGAGCCUCCACUUCAUGACAGACCCUCCUUAAUGGGGUGCGUGGUGACAGUUUUGAAAACAAGAGGGUCUUUGUGGUGAGCUCCUCUAAGCAAACAGCUUAGCGCAACAAAGUCAUCCCUGUCCAGUCUAAAUGGUCCCUGCACAUCUGAUUUGUCAUAUAGGGCAAAAGUUUUUAAUAAAUAAAUAGUGGCUCUUUUGACUCUUUAAAAGGUCUUUCAGGGGCUACCUGAACAGUAAUUGAGCUGUUAAUGUAUGAGUUUCAAGCAUUAGGAGCCUUUGGGCAGUUACAAUUCCAGCCUUAAAAGCACAUUAUGUGAACAACUGCCCUUAAUGUAUCAGAGUGGCUGAGUGACUAAGCUUGUGACUCAUCCUUACACCAGUUCAGCCCUUUCUCUGCACCAAGAUAUGCAAAAGUUUGUUCGACUCGUAGUAGAUAAUGGGAGCCAUUUAUUUGCUACGCGCUCUGAUUCCAUGCCAGCUGCUGCCAGUAAUGUAAUAAUGCUACAGAGUCAGAAGGCUUGGGGGUCCAUGGAAGCAUCACUCCAGGGCCAGAUAAGGGGUGGCCAUGGCAUGGUUCCUUCCAUGUGGUUUUCUUCUUCUUGUAUUUCUAAUAUAUUCUGCAUUUUACGGAGAAUGGCGUGGAAUGGAGCAAUGUCCCUCCUCUCAAAAUGUGAGAAUUAGAUACUAGGGUCAGUUCCAGGUUUUUGUGGGCUUUGAGUGACAAGAUGAUCUGUGGGUUCCACCCCCUUACUUUUCUAAGUACACCCCUGGCUUCAUGUUUCAUCCCAACCUCUUUUCAGCCCAUUCUUUCUCAGAUAAGCUGACUCAUUCCUUCAUUACCUUGCCCAAAGGUGCAUUUAAAAAAAAAGGAAGAACACACCAAGAGGAUACAAAAUGUGCAUCUACUAUGACUUUGAUUACAUGGUAGAGUCCAUGCAAAAAGGAAAAACGCAUGCAGCGAUCCUUGCAAAAUUUAUAUCAACACCCAUUUAGGUUUUAGGUUCACAAAAGCACACACCAAUUGUCUCAACGUGCAUAGGAAUCAGUUGAAAGGCUUGUCAUAGGGUAGCCAAAGCAGUGGUGAAGGACAGAAUGGUCAGUUUAUGCUUUAAAAUGGUCAACAGCUAGUCCUGGGUAGUUCAGAAUGUUAAGUAUUACAUUCAGAACAGACCAGGAGACGCAGGAAGUUCAAGAUCUAAUGGAGAGGAAUCCAGCCAUUUUAGGAUCCCGGUGGAGGGAUAACAAUUUUAAUAUAAUGGCAGGAGAACCAAAACGUCUUGGGGCCGGGCCUGGCUUGCGUACUGCUAAUGAGCCUCUCCAAACAGAAGAAACAAGGCAUGGCAGCAUGGGAACAAGGGGUGAAUAGAAAAGAGAUGGGAAACUGCAAGAUAUUUCUCACUAAUAAAAUCUGACAAGCAAUUGCUGUUCACCUAGCAGAGAGGCUAGAAGAACAGGCAAACACGUUUGUGCAUUCUUUUUGCAAAAUCAGAUCUGUGUGCAUAUGCAAAUGCUUUUGAUAACCUGCAUUUUGGAAUCUGAAUGCGGUUGCUCUGAUGCCCAUUUAAAAAUCUAGUUUUAAUCAUUAAUAUUUAUGUGAAUUCUGAAUGUUUUAAAUAAUGUACCAAAGCUGCUUCUUUUCCCCCCUUCCCCGUCUUUGACUUUGCCUUCCAAAUAGUUUGGAUACUUUUCCUUGCUUAACUACAAAAGAUCAGAUGCACUCUCUCCAGUAGCUGAGUGUCAAUAGCAAUUAUAGUCUCUCUCCCCCUCUCUGUGUGUGCUCUUGCUUUUAUAUAUAAGAAAAAUGCACAGGUAGUUGUGCAGCCUUAGGCAGGCAGCCAAAACAGGAGACGUGAAGCCUCUGGUAGAUGAAAUUCAGAUUAGCGGGUCACAAAGUGUGUAGGACUAUGAUAAAUGAAAGGCUAAUGCUAAUUGUGCCACUUGAAAUCAUGUCACUUUUUAAAUCAUUUUUAUUACUGGCGUGGAGAAGCAAUGCUCAUAAAGGUGGGGUGGAGAUAUUUACCUGUUUCCUCUUAAGGGAAUUAUGAUGAUAUUCAACCCUUCCCCCUCCUAUUCACACUGCAGAUAACUGCAGGAAAGAGAUCAGUUAGCAUCAGUUAGGACUCUCCUCCCACCCCACGCCUAACUGCAGUGUGUGUGUCUUUUCAUUGCAAACAUGGUAGAUGUAGGGUUAAUCCUUCCCAUGUCCUGUGUUCCCAGUGAAUAUUAACCCUAGGCCUGUCAUUAAUUAAAUAAAAAUAUACACCACGCUUGCAGUGUGAUUACUGUCUCGUUAAACCAGUGGUUGUCAACAAGGACUACAACUUCCAUUAGCCAGCGCAGUCAGUGGCGAAGGAUGAUGGGAGUUGUAGUCCCACAACAUAGGGAGGGGGGUUCCACAUUGGCUACUCCCGAGUUAAGCCCUAAGCUCCAGUCACAAAAUUCACCUGAACCUCGCUGUCUUUCAUAACCGUGUGCCAGGAAAGCUUGUUGAUCUUCCCUUCUUCUACAGGGCUUUCCCGCUACUGAGUCCCAUUCCUUUAGGUUAUACUUCUAUUCUUAGGGAAAGUGUCUCACUGUCUGGGGACCAGAGAUGGCUGAGCGCUGGCCAGCCAGCAGUUCUCUUCUGGAUGUAGCCAUCAAUGCUCUACAUUGAAGUAAAUAAGGCAGCCUUCUAUAGAGCAACAUCAGAGCAAUCUGGCCUGGCACUCGUGAUCAUCCAGCCUAUACCCAUGCUAUGUUGCAGUGCUUAUCAGUGUGUUGUCUCACUGCUGACAAUGAUAAUAAAAAAAAAAUCAUUCCAGUAGCGCCUUAGAGACCAACUAAGUUUGGUAUUGGUAUGAGCUUUCGUGUACAUGCACACUUCAACAGAACAUUGCAACGAUUUGUCUCCCGAGGUCAAAAAGAAGAAGCCUUGUUCUGGAGCGAUUUUGGGUAUCUGAGUAACAACUGGUCUGAUAAACCUUCAGAGAGCAUCCAGUACAAGAGAAGGCGGGCCGUGGAAAUCCCUGACAUUGUUCAGUGUGGUGAGUUUCUACAUUUGGACAAAUAGGAAGACAAGGUAGGGGGAAGGUAGAACUCAGCGGGGUGAAAAUGAGAGUUCUUUAUUCUUUGACUUCAAAUAUGUUCGCUCGAGCAUUCCUCUUCACAGAUGCCGUGCACUGCUGUGUUUUUCACUUUCUUCUUCUUUGAAAGGAUCCUCUUAUAAACAACUCCUUUGUUUCACUUUUUGCUGCCGUUAAAAGCACACUGUGGGGCAGCUAAUGUAACAGGUCUCCUUCAUGUUUUGUGAUAAAGGCUGCUGGCAUAUAACUUGAGUGGCUUUGUAGGCCUCUGUGUGGGAUAAAGAAAACUGCAGGCACGUUGCAAGCUUUUUGUUUCUGUGGUUUAAAAAAGAACACACACACACAUAAAUCUACACAUACACCUGUUUUUAAAUUUUUCUCUGCAUGAGGUUGUCGUUUUGGGGCGAGAUGUAGGAGAGAUGCACAAAUAAAAUAAGCUCAAAAAGACUAGGAUGGACUUUGGGAAAGGCGUGUUUUAGGACUUGCACUGAGGAUCUUGUGUGGGCUACCUGUUUGUCAAAGAAACAUUUCUUUCAAGAGAAAAUGCCAUUGCUCAAAUAGUUUUUAUCUCAUUUGUGACCAAAGUUGUCAGGGGGUUGAGAAUUAAAGAGCAAAAAUGCAGGCAAUCAACCACAGUACCAUAUUAAAUCAAUUGUGCCAUUACUGUUUGUAACCAUUAAUUUGGAUUUAAAUCUGUUAAUUUCAUUCAUUAGAUAUUUGCCUCAAAUGGAGACUCCUGUCAUAUGACACCACUAUAAAACACAGAGGGCAUCACGGCACCUGGAACUGCAGACAGAAUCCUAACCCUCUCGAAAAUAAGUAAGCUUUUACAUUUCGCUUGAACCUACAGUCUGCAGAUGUCAGCAGAGAUCUCUCUUUUCUCACUACAGUGGUACCUCGGGUUACAUACGCUUCAGGUUACAGACUCGGCUAAGCCAGAAAUAUUGCCUCAGGUUAAGAACUUUGCUUCAGGAUGAGAACAGAAAUCGGGCUCCGGCGGCGCAGCAGCAGCAGGAAGCCCCAUUAGCUAAAGCGGUGCUUCAGGUUAAGAACAGUUUCAGGUUAAGAACGGACCUCCGGAACAAAUUAAGUACUUAACCCGAGGUACCACUGUAUUCAUAGUAUGAGGCAAGCUUCAAAAUCAUCUUGCCCAACAAUCUCCUACAUGUAGGAAAUCCAGAACUACAUUUAUAUAUUUACACACACGUGCAAAAAUGCAUAACAUGAUAUGAAAAAAGACGUAGUGCUGGCAAGUAUUUUAUAUUUAUACCAACUUUAGCAUGUAUCUUGGAAAUAACUUUCUCCAAGACACCUCUAAGACACAUGUCCACUUCUGUUUAAUAAAAUACAACAUUGGAAAUGUAAUUCAAUUUAUCUUUUCUUAAAUGUAUAUCCCAACUUUUCGCCAAAGAACUCAAGGGGGCAGACAUACUUUCCCCCCAGUAGCUGCUCUCUCUGUUGAACCUGAGACCUCCUGUAUGCAAGGCAGAUGCUGGGCCACUGAGCUAUGUGCCCGUCCUUGCCGAUGCCAUUUAGAGAGACGGCGCAGGCGAGAGAGACGUCUUUCUAUUGAAUUGCUAAAAGUCAAUAUUACUUACUAGGUGUGGUGUACCAGAAUGUUUGCCCCGCGUCCCUUUGGGUACCUUCAACCCAACUCAGUCAAAGAAUGACAAACAAAAGCUUGUCGUAGAUGCCAUUCGGCAACGUAAAUGGAGGCUGGAAAAUCUGGAACAGGUGAGCUGCUUCCUGAGAUUUGUGCAAACGUCCAUACACAAGUAACUCUGCAAUGGCGUAUGUUGCGUGCACCAUUUUCAGCCCUGGAAGGGGGCAGAAUGGGGGCAGGGUGGGCUUACGGACACAGUUUGUCAGAACGCAACCCCCAUGCAAACAGGGAGUUGCCUGUGAUUAUAUAUGUUUCAAUGUGGAAUUGGAUAAUUGGAAUUUAAGUUUUCCCCUUUUUAUUGAGUUCACUUAGGGUUAGAUGAAAUUUCAAAUAGUCAAACGUAAAGAGACAUUGGGGGGGAUUCUAGGCACAAAAACUAAGAGAUGAUUAUGUGCCUGAGGUCCAAAAUUCUUCUAAUAAUUUUCUCCUCUCUCCCCCACCCCCUUUUACACUGGAAAUUAUAUAUAAUAUAAUAGUAGUAGCAGCAGCUGUGGAGCUCUUUUGAGUCUCUCUGUAUUCCCAGCCCCUGAAAAAGAAAAAAAGAAAAUUCUGAGAAAUAUUUCCAGAAAAGUAUUUUCUGCAGUCCCAAGUCUUAAGUUUGUUCAAAGGACACAGUUGCAUUUAUAUUAUAAGAUCAUUGCUUCUGUUUAUAAGAAUUAUGAAUAGAUUAAAAUGCCUGCUUGUAAAUUCCUCUGUUCUUACCUUACAGAAACUUCACUUGAUACAACCCCAUACAAUUGUCCAGCCUACAGCUGACAGCAAAACUCAUAAGGAUGUGAGUAACUUGGAUUGCAGUCCUAUGCUUGUGAAUAAGUAUCACUAAGAUCAGUGGAACUGCCUUCUGAAGAGACAUGGCUGUGAUUGGGCUGUAAACCAUUUAUUUUGGCAUGCUAUUGUUAUUAAGAAUUUGUGUAGCACUCAUUAGGUUAGAUCCAAUGGGUUGUUGUUUUUUCUGCACUCGGAGGUCUUCUUAUUCAAGAAACAUUCUUUUAUACCUAACCUACAAAGAAGGAGAGGGACACCCAACCUAAAGAUGUCCAGCUAUUUCAGCAAGAGCUGGAGCAAGCAGGAACAUGAGAAUUGCUAUGGGUCAGCCUUCCCCAACCUGGUGCUCUUGAAAUAUUUCAACUCAAUCAACCUCAGGAUACAGAGCAACCUCUGUACCAACGUGGUGGGUUCUAGUAUUUACACCAGCACAGUUCAGGUAUUCAGCCUCACACCACUAUAAUCACAUGGGGCAGGAGAGUCUCCGUGCAUUGGUGGCAUGUUUGUGGUGGGGCAGCCUCCUGAAUGCAUGUCAUCUGCCCAUGAGUUGCAACCCUGGCUGCCUGGACCCAGCCCCACAAUAUUGGAGAUGGCAUUGGGCCCAUCAAGAGGCCCAUGGCUCGAGGAAGACUGCUCACCUGGCAGUCAAAGGCCUUUUGCUUCCAGAGGUCAACUCAGGCCCUCCAGAUGCUGUGGGAAUACAAGUCCCACAAGAGGGAAGGUCUCAGCAAGAUUUUACAGCAAGCCUCUGGUGUAGCUGUAGGGAAGGUUGGAGACCUGUGCUGGGAAUGAGUAGCUUACAACAGCCUUGCAAUGCAGUUAAUCAUGUAGGCCAGCUGUUUGGAUUCCCAUUCAAAAAUCGGCAUACCUCUCAGACUGUGGAAAGGUCAAUUUACCCAAAUUGUCCCUUCAAAUGCAUGUGGAUGUUUCAUGGCCCAUUGACUUCCAUGCAGAUUGGUUCUACAAAUGUUCAAAAAUUAAAGAAAGAAAGAAAUGGACAUGAAAUAAGACCCAAGUAAGAGCAAAGAUUCCUGUCUUUGAUGCUUAUAUUUAUGCAUUUAACCCUUUCAGUCAUGGGCUUAGGUAACACCAGGGAUGCACUGCAACAAUUUGUUGUAGGGCCCCACUUCUAUUUCCUGGUUUCUGGUCUGUUAUGUGGCCUUUAGGGGAGAGAUGGAAGGAAAAAAGGAGGGAGAAAAAGACAGUAAUAUGUGUAUAUGUAUGCUCAUAUAUUCUUCACUCCAUCACUGUAUAUCUAGACUCUAAAGGUUCAUGAUCUGUUCUUCCAGCCUUGUAAAACAACAGGUACUCACCCAAUAUGAACUGCUAUGAAAGCGACUCAGCAAAAUAAUUUGGCAAAUAAUCUGAUCUUUAGGAUCAGUAACAUCAGUAGUCUUUAGAUUUGUCCUCAAUCAAGUAAUAGUUUCUAUUCUGUCAUGAAUCUAACCAAUGGAACAAUUCUAUCCAAGCUUGAAAAAGUGAUGCCAGUUUCUCUUUCAAAUGCCCAGAAGAUGCUGUGCGAGAGAAAAGCUUUUCAUAAAGAUCCACAUCCAGCCUGCAGACGUUUGAUUAAGAGUAGUACAAAUAAAAGACGCACACAGCACUCGAGCCAUCAAAAGGAGCCACCUGCAAAGCAAAUGACUUGCCCUCAAAGGAGACAGCAUCCUUGUCAGGAAGAAAAAUGUUCCCUUUCAGCGGAGGAGGAGGAGAAGGAUCAUGAUAUAUCAGAGGUACAGGCAUAUGGCAACAUGUGUUGAAAACAAUCAGUAGGCCUCACAAUAUUCGAUGUGCUUCAUAAUUCUUAUUCUCCCUUGAGUGAUUCAUUUCCCCCUAUUAAUUUGUUGCUUAAAUGAACAGGCACAUCCACAUGGGGUAAAAUUGGGCUGGGGUGUUGUUUUUUUUAAUGCAGUCAAGAGUCACAGAAAGAAUAGAACAGAAUAUAGAGAUUAGAGAACAGGUUUGCAACUUCAGAGAAAAGAGGAGGCAGGGCAUUGGGAGGGGGUUGUUUGGUAUUCUGAUCAAGCCAUUGGGCUAGUUGACACAUACACACAUUCAUGUCUAGAUUACUGUGACCUUCCAGUGGUCAGUUGUGUGUGUGAAUGGCCAUGACAUGUCAAACAGUGCCACGAGUCCUCUCCCAUCCUUCAUGUGCCAUGCUUUUCAGUGGCAUCAGUUCACACAUUCAGCUUCCAGUCAUCAGGUGUACAUUAAUCAGGUGUAGAGAAAUCAGGUGGUGCACCUGCAUGUGUGAACCAGCUCUUUUUCUUUUUACUAGCGCAUUCAGACUAUUUCCCAGAUAUUUGUGCAACAUUAUUAUUAUUAUUAUUGCUUAUCAUCAUUACAUUAAUGGGCAGGUAGCUUGAUUCUGUGUCAGAGGUCACAUUCCACUUGCAGCCAUCUAGCUACCGUGGCAAUAGACUCCGUCACAGUCAUUGUUAAUCAUGGCGCUCCAGCACUGUUUAAAUUAGUAAGCUAUCUUGGGAAAGGCGGGUUCUUUUAUUUAUGUAGCAAACACUUAUGUCGUUGUCGUUGAGCUAUAAUUAAUUGCCCUAAUUGUUCUCAUUCUAAUGCAGGUGUCACCUAUUGAAACACAAGAUGAAAAGCCAUGUAAUGAAAAGCUUGAGUUCAGCAAAACUGAAGCGGAUAGCAAGCAAGAAAUCAUUUGCGUAAGAGCCCAUUGGUUACUUCCUUGUGCAAAUCAGACUGGAUUCUGAGGUUUAGGCUACACGUGGAGGAAGUUGCAUGCUUUCAGAACCAGAUCUGCUCCAGUCAUGUACAGUGGUACCUCGGGUUAAGUACUUAAUUCGUUCUGAAGGUCCGUACUUAACCUGAAACUGUUCUUAACCUGAAGCACCACUUUAGCUAAUGGGGCCUCCUGCUGCUGCCAUGCCGCCGGAGCACAAUUUCUGUUCUCAUCCUGAAGCAAAGUUCUUAACCUGAAGCACUAUUUCUGGGUUCGCGGAGUCUGUAACCUGAAGCAUAUGUAACCUGAAGCGUAUGUAACCCGAGGUACCACUGUAUAAAGAGGAUAGAAUAGGUAUCCACACUGCUCAACCCUUCUUCUGCCAUGCCUUGCCUCUCACAGUCUGGUUCCAAUAUCGAAAGCUGGGUUAGCCUGAGAGAAAAGUGUUGGAGGGAGCAGGGGAAACUUUUGCUCUUUAUUGGGGCACACCUAGGGUUAAAGAAACAACUUGGUUACAUGCAGCUUGAGACAGGCUUACUUUGAAAUCCACAUUACCUACAUCUGUUAGGUGAUGGCUGCUUCUAAAACAUAUAUAUUGAACAGGUGGCAAGAGUGAAACAUUUCCUUUUAAAAUAAAAAAUAAAAAAAUGCCCUUGCCUGUUUUUCUGAUACUGACAACAAAAAGCAAUUUUUAUUGCAGAAAACGUAGCAUAGAUGGCGACUGAAUUACUUAAAAGUCCCUAAUACUCAGCUGGCUGCUUUGAGCACUCUAAGCCUCUCCUUUGAAAUACUCCUUGCUUUAAUUACUUGUGGCUCAUCUGCUCAGCUGUUUGGUUUGUCUAGAAAUAUGUACUGCUUCCUCUGACAAAGAAAAAAGCAGUCGACAAACUGUAUUAUGCAGGUAUAAUUAGCACACAUUUGAAAGAGUUCGCUAUCCUGAGUUAAUUAUGUUCCUGCCACUUAUUGUAAAUAGCAGGUGGUCGACCCAAAACAAAAAGAAUGUCAGCAAGUGAGAUUACACUUAACAUAUGUCAAGUCUUAUGUUUACAAUUACUUUGGGAUGCUGCGGUGCUGGCAAGUAGCAUAAUGAGAAACAUCAGAAAAUUAAGGCAAUGGCUUCCAGAAAACAAUGCAAAACAAACAUCUUUAAAUUACUUAAGAUUAUUUAUGCCAUUGAGGGCCCUAUAAAGGGCAGUAACAAAAGGUUGAAACCAAUUUUGCUGGGCUCCCCAAAGAGAGAACUUGAAAUGUAGAUACGAUGGAAAAUCUUUUGUUGACUUUUGUACAUGAUGUGACUCAGGAAAUAUUAUUUGAUAUUUAAUUGAAGAACUCUCCCUACAAGAAUAAUUAUUAAUCGAUCCAUAUCAAAUUAGGGGUGUAUGUAUAGGGGUGUUAGGGGAGGGGUAGUACCUCUGAUGGGGGACACGUUGUGCUCCCUCUGGGGUAGCUGGUCCACCUUUGGUCUCCACCAUGCAAUCAGCUCUCACCUGUGGCUCCCAGAAGCUGUCAUCAUGUGACAGAGGCCACAUGCCAGGAAAAGGCUUUGAUUGGUCGGCUAAACCCAGCAAGGGUAGCCAAUGGGUUUUAAGCCCUCAUUGAAUUAGGGACUUCCUCUGCAUGCGAAGACAGGCUCCAGUGGAUUGAGUGGACAAGACCCAUGGUGGGUCGAAUGGUCAAGAAAGUGGUUUCUGCACAUGCUGCAGAGGGAAAUAAGGAGAAGAUGGGGUUCAUUAACCUAGGAAGGUAGGAGAACUCUGAUCCUAAAUCUCUGCUGCCUUGCAGGAUAUCUUUGGAAGAAGAAAAGGCUAAGGGGUACACCCUAGUCAAGUCUGAAGUCCCCAAGAUGGUUGGAUGGCGCUUUGUACGUCUCCUUCCAACAACUCCUGCAGCCAAGCUGGUGCCAAACAUAUGCUCUGCUUUUCUUUGGAGCAUAUCAGUGAGGCUGAGAGGUGGGGUCUUGUCAUUUGGGCAGCUCAGGACCUCCAUACAGUCUUGUGUGUAUGGAGCUUUGCUCCUGGUCAAACUGCAGUUGCUUUAGCAACUGAUAUUGCAUCGCAGGAAAAGAUUCUGAAAGUUGCUGGGUGGGGUGCAGACAGAUGGAAGUUAGCUAGGAACAAUGUACUGAACACCACAACAAGAAUUAUUUUAAGCAGGUGGAAAUGUGCAGAAUAAUCUCUUUUCUUCUAAUUAUUGUGUUGGGCCGAUCUAGCAGCCUCUUCCUAUGUUCUUAUAGUCAGAUGCAAGUGAAGUUGUACAGCAGAGUCAGUAAGGUACUGGUUAAAAAGGAGACAGAGAUUACUACAAGUUUAGCUACCAAGUUGAAAUUAAAAUUCCAAUGGGGUUCCCAGUGCCAAAGAUCCAUGUAUUUCUAAAUAUUUUGAGAAAAGACCUCUUCAUAAUCAAAAUGUUACAUUGCAGAUUAUACUAUCUGACAGUGACACCGAAGUUACGCCAGAAGAUGAAGACGUUAUUUUCCUGUACAAAGGUAAAAGCAGUCAUAUUUUUGUCAGUGGGGUAUCUAUUUUCAUGUUUCUAAAAUACGUCAUAGCCAGUAUCUCCACUUACAUAAUGCUUUAAAGGUGAAUUAAAGACAGUGCUGUGCUUGAGGACUCAUAACCACAGAUGGUAAGGGAAUAGCAUCAUGGUUGCUGCCAUUGGUAUGUGGCCAAGGUCGGAAGAGGUAUUUGUGUUUGUGGUGCCAGGCACUGUGAAAAGAUCUUUGACGCAGGCUGAAAAUGUCACUGGUUUUGUGUCUGCACAGCCACCUAGAGAUUUCUGCACUACACCAGUGUUACACCAAUGUGCCUUUAUUGUUGGCAGUCAGUUGUUCAGAAUGCGCUUGCAAGGACUGCAAAAUUGUUUUACAUGACUUCUAGAAAAAUCCAAUCAUGUUUGUCAGACUUGACCUACAUGUUCAUUUCUAGCCGGAUUUGAAAUUACUGGAAACCCAACUCAUGAACCAACUCAUACUUGAAUGAACUCCAGCCCCAUUAACAUUUAGCCAAGCACAUUUCAGGAACCUCACUGCAACUUGCAUGGGGCUCCUGCAUCCAGACUUGCUCACUCAGUUAAAGCUAACUUGCGUGCUAUUUCUUCUGAUAUUUUUAAUUCACUUAGAAGAAAAACAGGAAGAGUGUGAUGAAAAGGGAGGCAGUGCAUUCAGCCCAAAUAAUUGUUUUGAUUUUGAGAAAAAAACUUUGCCACCAGCGAACUUGGAAAGGUAAGUGUACCAGGAUCCUCACUGGAUAAGGUUUUGAGUUCUAAUUUACUUACAGUGUAUACAUCACAAAAAAGGUAAAGGGUAAAGGGACCCCUGACCAUUAGGUCCAGUCGUGACCGACUCUGGGGUUGCGGCGCUCAUCUCGCUUUACUAGCCAAGGGAGCCGGCGUACAGCUUCUGGGUCAUGUAGCCAGCAUGACUAAGCCGCUUCUGGCGAAUCAGAGCAGCGCACGGAAACGCCAUUUACCUUCCCGCCGGAGCAGUACCUAUUUAUCUGCUUGCACUUUGACGUGCUUUCGAACUGCUAGGUUGGCAGGAGCAGGGACCGAGCAACAGGAGCUCACCCCGUCGCGGGGAUUCGAACCGCCGACCUUCUGAUCGGCAAGUCCUAGGCUCUGUGGUUUAACCCACAGCACCACCCUAUACAUCACAAUAGGGAAUAGAAAUAAUGUAAAUAUGGGCAGACAUGAAAAGAGCCAGGAUAGUUUAAGCCCUGCUGUAGAGACUUAGGACUCAGCUACACAGCUGCAAAUAAAACAUUUUAAGUGUGUUUUAAGUGCAAUAUGCAAUGUGACACUAGAUGGUCGAUGGUGAGCCUUAUAGAAAAUUCAAUGUAUUUUUAAAAAUGCUUUUUUAAAAAAGCAUUUUCAGAACGGUUUUUAUAUGCGUGUAGAUUCCACCUUAAACACUGUGAAUAGGGAGGGGUGGGAGCUGGAACAUGGUGGGUGCCAGAGAGCCCAGAAGUUCCCAGUUUUAAUCCUAUUGUCUUUGGGUAGGGUUGGGGAAAACUGCUGCCAGAAAUCUGGGAGAGAUACUGCCAAUGGUAGAUAGGCCAAUAGUUUGAGUAAUAAUAAUUUUAUUACAGUGGUACCUCAGGUUACAUAUGCUUAAGGUUACAGACUCCGCUAACCCAGAAACAGUACCUCAGGUUAAGAACUUUGCUUCAGGAUGAGAACAGAAAUCGUGCAGUGGCAGCGCAGUGGCAGCAGGAGGCCCCAUUAGCUAAAGUGGUGCUUCAGGUUAAGAACAGUUUCAGGUUAAGAACGGACCUCCGGAACAAAUUAAGUACUUAACCCGAGGUACCACUGUAUUUAGACCUUGCCCAUCUGGCUGGGUUGCCCCAGCCAGUCUUGAAAUAAGGCGGACAACAUUCCUGUUGGCUAGACUCAUCCAUCUAGCUAAGUAUUGUCUACUCUCAAUGGCAGCAUCUCUCCAUGUUCUCAACCAAACCUUUCUAAUCCUAUUUAACUGAGAUGGCAUGCCAGGAAUUCAGUAUGCAAAGCCUGUGUUCUACCCCACAGCUAUGGUUCUUUCCCUGUUUGGGAGGAGGGGUAUGGUCCUUGAACUGAUCUUUGUGGUAUGUCUGUUCAGUGACUCCAUGGAGACUUCAGAAGACGACAGCAAAGAGCAAGCUCUUGUUGCUGAGCAGGAGUCUAAUGAUGCAGUUUCGCACACAUGUGGGGAUCCCCAGAGCAUUUCUGAAAACAAAAUGGUAGAAACCUUGACAGCUCGCAUCAAGUAAGUAUUCCUAAAGGUACAGUCUUGCAGCCAAAUGUGAUGUCCUUGUAUCCUAACAAGGACCUUUUUGAGGCCUAAUUUCAUGCUAAAUAUGAAUCAAGAAGGCAACUGAGUGAUGGGCCUAUUGGACUGUGAAAUACUUAAUGAAUAUACACUACUGUGUGGAAUUGACAUUGAAAUGGUCCUCCAGGGACCAGUUUAAGGCAUAGAUUAUAUGGUCAACAAGAACUACAGCUUGUAUGGAUUCUUAAAAAUAUUUUUAAUAACUCUGUUAAGGCUUUCAACGUUAUUAUUUUUUGCAGACAAGUAAUUCCAUCAAGAUCCUUACUUUAAAAAAAAAUACUCAGUUGAUAAUAAUCUAGCAUUAUGGCUAGAUAAACAAUGAACCCAAUUUUUGAAAGUGUGCAUUUGCACUCAAGACCAAAUUACGCAUUAUAUGAAAUACUCUCAGAAAUGUGGUUAGGUCCUCUUUUUUAGCAAAGCACAGCUAUGUUGGGGAGGGGGUAGUCAAGAUCAUGGAACAAUUGCAGUUUUGCUGCUUUUCCGUGCAUCAUUUUCUAUCCAAACACCUCAUUUCAGGAACAAAGGGCAGCUUCUGCUACGCUUGGUGAGAAAACAGUAUGGGAGGAAAGUGUUAAAAAUUCCCCACGCAUUGGAGUCAGCCUUUUUAACCUAUGAUGGAAGGAUCUGUUUUGGUAUGUUGCAAUUGUUGUCUUUUCCAGAGAGAUCCUGCUAUAUUUUUUACCCAAAUGCAAUCUUACAAGAGAACAUCUUUCUUCUAUGACCCCUGAAGACAUUUUAUCUAUGUUCAAGGUGAGUGGACAUUUGAAUUAUAUAAAAAUUGUGGGAAUGUGCUGGAACUAUUUGUACUUAGUCUAACGAGAACAAGGGCGCUUAACCGCUCAGAUUUCAGGUAUGCAGUGCAGGUUGUUCCGAGUAUGUUGUUUAGGGGCUAUAAUGUUGGAGUUGCUCUCUCAUUUGUUCAGCUUCAGGACACUUGCUCCGAUUUUGCAUUUUCUUCGGCAUUUGGAACUACUUCUGUUUCUUAAUUCCAACUUGGAAAACAAGAUAUGAUGUUGAUAAGAAGAUGAAGGAGCCAAGUGGGGGCAAGCCAACACUGUUGGGCUCCCACACCCACCCACUUUCCACGCAGAGCAUCCAGUGCUCCUGCCCCAGUCAAUCAUUUCCUGAUGGGGCAGUGUGGGAAAGAGCACUGGAUGUCUCAAGCUGGAUGAAAUUCUGCUGUGGGGCACAGGUCCCGCGCUACUGCUUUGCAUCUUACCGCACAAAAUUUUCACCCUUAUUGCCAUUUUCUAAGUCUAGGCAUUUUGUUUCCUUUAUGCCAAUAGCUGAAGAGAGAUUCUGAGCGGAAUAAGGCUGUGCCUGUGGACAUAAUUCAGGUAAAAGCUAUUUAAUACGACCAAUUCACAUUCUCUGAAAUGAUUUUCUAUUGGAUCAGUCAUAGGCAUGUGAGAUUUAUGAAGAGAAAUGCAACGCAUGGGAGGCUGGCAUCUUCAAUGAACGUCUAAAAAGAACAGUCUUUGUUGCAUACAAUUAACAAACAAACAAAAACCCUUGCAGUUUAAUUUGUGUUAAGGGUUUUUUUCCUUGUUCACUCAAGCUCUAAAUUGCCAGGAAGUGAUAACUGCUGAGGGUUAUGCCCUUAACAGGUGUGUUAGUUAGGCAAUGUUGAUAUGGUAUGGACUCCUAUCCUGCGGUUAAUUCCAGUUUCACCACCAAUUUGGAUCUUGGUGGCUGAGGGGUGCACCUUUCUGUCUGUUCCCUGGAAUAGAUGCAUGGAGACGAUGCAACUGAAGCUACCAGUCCACAGUACAACUACCCUACUGGCAACCAUCUACAUAAAAUUAUUACCUGUGGUGUAAACAGAAAAAGGUCUCUUGCAAUCCUUUUGGAAUUGCCCCCUUUCCUCUUCCCACCAAACCUAUUCAGCACCAUCCUCCAUCUUUGGCCAUGUGCUUUCUUUAAAGACCAUAAAUAAUGUACCUCUAUGCUUGUAUAAGAGGGAUGUGGGUGGCGCUGUGGGUUAAACCACAGAGCCUAGGAGUUGCCAAUCGGAAGGUCGGUGGUUCGAAUCCCCGCAAUGGAGUGAGCUCCCAUUGCUCGGUUCCUGCUCCUGCCAACCUAGCAGUUCGAAAGCAUGUCAAAGUGCAAGUAGAUAAAUAGGUACCGCUCCGGCGGGAAGAUAAACGGCAUUUCCGUGUGCUGCUCUGGUUCGCCAGAAGCGGCUUAGUCAUGCUGGCCACAUGACCCAGAAGCUGUACGCCGACUCCCUUGGCCAAUAAAGUGAGAUGAGCGCCGCAACCCCAGAGUCGGCCACAACUGGACCUAAUGGUCAGGGGUCCCUUUACCUUUAUGCUUGUAUAAAGUGCCACUCAGCCACCACUAAGCAACUCCCCCUGCAUUUCCAUAUGCUUAUAAUUUCAAGAGCAGAGCUCUCAUCCCGAAGGGGAUGGCAGAGCUAUUGACAAAUGAAUGACUCUCUCACCGCCCUGGGCAGUAUUCUGAGACCGGAAUGGACGAUACAUUUACCACAUGGAUAUAUCUUGGGGCUUCAUUUUGAUUAGUUGGGUGAACAAAUUGUAUAUUAGAGUGUAAGAAGGGAAAUUGCACUAAAAUUUCAAGGGUAUCAAUAUUUGUUACAGUAUUUUUCGCAAUAUGAUGAACAACUUUUUGAAAAACUCCUGUCUAUAAAGCAGCAUGGGCUUCUAGCCAAACAUGCCGCCGACAAAAAGAUUAGUCUGUGCGGGAAGCAAAUAAAAGCAACAGAAGAACGAAUUAAGCAUCUGCAGGAGAAAGUAGCACAAUUGCUACUGAGAAUCCAUCCAGUAAGUGCUGACAGUUUAUUCCAGUGCUUGAUUUGAUUAACUGGUUUUGCUACAUUUGAGAAAAUAGGAUGCAUUCUAAUAUUUCUAACAUGGCCACAAUAUGGACAGAGAAAUGCUAUAGGUCACUUGUGGUGGUAGAAGAUUUACUGUCAGAGCCGCCAUUUCAUCCAUUAAGCGGUGUGUGCCAGUCACGAGAUUCAACUUGAAUCUAUAUCUGUAUCUUUGAAAAGCAGCCAUUCUUGCCACCUUGCCAGUUCAAUGCAUUGUUGGGGACCGAAUCAGAUCCGUUAAAAACAAAGCUCCCUCCCCCUUUCAUUCACUAUAACAGGGAAUCUAAAAAUGGCUACUCCCCCCCCUUCCUUCUCACAGAAAUUUGCAAGCAUAGCAGACCUUCCGGAGUGGAUUAAUGUUGCCAAUUGGUGGACAGACCCAUGUGAAAAACAAAUGUGGUUUUUAAUUGAUCCUCCGAGCCACUGCAAUUACAGUACCAUAGGAAAACGAUUCACCACAGCUAGAAGCUUGUCAAGAUGAAAGAGAUCUGCCCCCGUCCCAGCAGCACAUGGUGUGGCUGGGCUGUACCACAUGCCUGACGCACUGUCAGGAGCACCAGUUUAGCUCCAUUUGCGCCUUGCUGCUACUGCCCCCUCUCCCUAUCUCAGAGUGUUGCAGCAACUCAGCUGAACAGAGGUCACGCCCCCUCCAUUCUGUCCCCACCUCACCUCUUACUACCCUCUUGAGGUGUUUCCCCAAAAACUUGGUUUUAUUUCGGGGGGGGGGGGACAGCUGUGAAUUUUUUGGACAGGUGAUUCCAAUAGGCAAUUUCGUAACUCGGGGAGUCCAUGAUCCAACUUGAGAUGCCUUGUUAACUGAGCAGUCCAAUGCAGAAACCCCUUAUCCCUGUAAAUCGGGAUACACAGAGAAUGCACGUCCCCAGAAUCCAUAGCUUUGGCCUUUGACAGUUGAAGGAGGGGGAGAGAGAGAGAGAGAGACCAACCCUGUUAUUGUGGUUACAAUUUGUUUUAAACAGUUUCCAAUUUUGUAUUUUAAAAUGUUCUCACCAGUCCUGUUUUUCUAGCAAAAGUGGUGCUGGAACUCACCAUGAAUGCCUCCCUUGUCCUCUUAGAAUGGAAAGGGUGCCCACCUGAGAGGUGCCAGAACUGAGUUCAGUUGUGUUCCAGCUGAAUAAAAGCUGGAACCCAUCAUGGGACCUUAUGGCGAAGGGCAGGUGAUAAAAAUCAAAUUAACGCUAAUAAUAUCCAUAAUUUUCUUCCAGUCCUCCUCUAAUCAUUAGUGUUAGAAAUUCUCUUUAACACUAACUACUUAACUGAUUUCACCCUUUGUCCAUUUGUCUUGUUUAUAAUCAUUUUAUCUCCAUGAGAAGAUAAUCUUGUUGGAAAUGAGAUUAUGUGGUUAUAUUUACAGAAAUUUUAUAAAGCUGUGAUGCUGAGACCCAAACCGCAAGUUACACUAAAACACAAGUUCAUGGGGGCAUGUGAAAUGGUCAUUGACUGUAGCCCAGCAGCCCUGCCAGGGAAGAAACAAAGAUUUCUUAUCACUGGAGGGAUGACCAGGGAGAGGCCCUUUCCCCAGCUACCAUUUACUCCCUCCAAAUCAUCUCCCCCCCCCCAUAGCUUUUCCUCCCAGGCACCUUCCAAUUUGUCUUUUCCAUUACUUACAGUUGCCUGUAUUGUGUAGUUUGGGCCUAAGGAGCUGACUGACUGCUUAUUCUGGUUAGCUUUCCGUGGAGCCUAUUAAUGUUAUAAUAAUGUCUCUCUUUGCUGCAUUCUGUUUCAGCAUCUUCAAAUAGAUAACCAGGAAGACUUUGACAGCAUCCUAGAAAAGCUUCUGAAGGAAGACAGACGUGAGAGCAUUGGUCCCUGUGAAUAGUUAACACCACAAAAUUAAGCUGAACUUUCUUUGUUCCAUGAAGAAAUUGGGAAGGGUCUUAGCACUUGAUAACGUAUGGCCAAAAAUAUAAAUAGAUAGCAAACAAGCCACGCAGGACACAAUCUUCCUUGAAACCUUAAAUAUUACAGCAGAGCUUGUAGAGGAAAUGAUAUGGAUGGUGUCAUCCUAAGUAUGUUUUGUUCUUUGCCUACCAUAUUUUGGUGAUGUUGCAUCCAGGCCUACUUGCACUGCUGCUGUGCAGUUUCUCUUCAUUUCAGUGGAACACGCCACACAAAUGUGUGGACACGGUUCAGCCAAAUGGGUCCUUGUGAAUAUUAUGUGGGGGACACACACUCUGAAACAUUUGUUGUUGCUUUAAAAGUGAUUUCUGUUUGUUUGGAAAUAAUAACCUCACUAAACAUAAUAUGCUAACUUGUAUCAAUGUAAAUAGUGGGCAUUUUGGGGGUUUGUUCCCCCCUCCCAACAGGGAUUAAAGCUUUUCAUUUCAACGUAUUCAUGAUACAAAUCACCUUGCAUAAUAAAGGAAGAUAAUUUGCAGUUUG